Molecule: messenger RNA, 53943 nt
Organism: Pelobates cultripes (western spadefoot toad)
Lineage: Eukaryota; Metazoa; Chordata; Amphibia; Anura; Pelobatidae
Source: the annotation of a GenBank genome assembly
CUUCCUUUUCCGCUCAUGCUUUCCUCCCCAUUGCAUCAUUUUGUCACCUACCGGUAACCGGCUUAUAGUGCAGCCCACACACGGGCUCGGAGGAACGGAAGCGAAACAGAGAAGCUCGGGCUGGUGAGAGGACAGUGAUAGCCGGGAGGGGAGGGUAGGGGAGGAGGGAGGCAGAGCACGGAAGGAAUGUAUAGCAAGGCAGCACAUGGCCGAGGGGCUCACAGUCCCUUUAACUCAAUGCAGCCCUGACUCCUGCCAUCUUCCCUGCUUGGCCUUCCAUUACAUAUUGAUGGGCAGCACAUGAAAUGUGCUCCUCUGCAUUAUCUACAAGUUAUGUUGCUGGAAUAAUAAAAUAAAAAAAAGUAAUUUGAGGAGCAUGUGAAUUCUACAUACAGCAGCAUGUGAAAGCUACAUACUGCAGGACAGCACUUUUCAUGUGCUGCUGGGUCUGGCAACCCCCUUACCUCUGCUAAACGUCUUGGUCUUAUUCACUAAAGUGAGAAUUUGUUGAGAAUUCAAAGUCCAAAUUUUAAAGCCAGAAUGGCCGAACUGGAAACAAAAUCUCCAAGUCAGCUGUGCUUCCAGUUUAGCUAGUUUGGACUUAAACUUUUCCUGUCAUUUCUCUGUUUACUCUGUAACUGUGUUAAUCUAUAUUCAUCUUAGGGUUAUAUAAAUAAGUUCACUUGUCAGUACUUUCCUAAUGUUUUUAUAUUAUUAUUGCCAUUUAUAUAGUGCCCACAGAUUCCGUAGCGCUUUACAAUAUUAUGAGAGGGGGGAUGUAACUAUAAAUAGGACAAUUACUUAAAGGAACAAUAGGUUCAAGAGGACCCUGCUCAAAUGAGCUUAUAGUCUAUAGGAGGUGGGGUAUAAGACACGUUAUAUAUAUAUAUAUAUAUAUAUAUAUAUAUAUAUACACAAGGGUUUUUAGAGUGUUGCCUGUGCCUUUUAAAGGUGGUCAUCAUCUCUGAUUAUAAUACAUUUAGAUUCAAAUAAAGUAUUAAGAACGUUGUUAUUGUAAACCAGUGUUUCCCAAUUGGUGUUCCUCCAAAAGUGUAAAAAACUAAAUGGCCGUGGGCGGUGAGGCAGCAGUGGGCAGUGAUCUCCCUGCUCAGCUCCCUCGCGCGCUGAGCAGUGAUGCUGGAGCCGGAAAAUGACCUCACUAAGAGGCGCGCGAGGGAGAUCACUGCUCCCUCGCUGCUUGCACGCCAACCACUCAGCAGCCCCACUGGAGCCCAGCGACUCCAUGCCAGCACUCCUAAAGGUAGGGGGGCUUGGUGGAGUAAAAUGUAAAAAAAUAAAAAAAAUUGUAUGCGUGUCUGUUAGGGAGUUUGUAUAUGUUUGUGUAUCUGUCAAAGAGUGAAUGUGUUCUUGUCAGUGAGCGUGAAUGUGUUUGUAUGUGUCUGUAAAAGAUGUUUGUCAGUAAGAGUGAAUGUGUGUCUGCCCAAGAGUAUGUCUGUUUGUCAGUUAGAGUGUAUGUAUCUGUGUGUCAAGGUUUGUGUAUGUGCCACUGUGUGUGUGUGUGUAUGUCAGUGUGUGUGCCAGUGUGUAUCUCUGGGUGCAAGUGUGUGUAUAUCUCACUGUGUGUAUUUGUGUAUCAGUGUGUAUAUGUGUGUCAGAUACAUACACAGACACAGCAACGCAUACACCGGCACAUACAAACACAGAUAACACACUUUGAAACAUAGAUACACACACCUUGACACACAGAUACAUUGUGUGUGUAUCUGUGUGCCACUAUCUGCCACUGUGUGUGUAUUUGUGUGUCAGUUUCAUACACACUGGCACAUACAAACACAGAUACACACACUUUGACACACACAUACAUACAUACAUAUACACACUGUGUGUCAAGGUGUGUGUAUCUCUGUACUGCUGUGUGUGGUACAUACAAAAACAGGUGCGAUGGUGUAUGAAACACAAUGUUGAUACACUAUGUCAAAGGGUUCCACUGGAAAAAUUAAUUGGUUUACAUUUUUCUUCAGUUUGUAUUUAUUUUGGGUGUCACACAAGUGCAUUCAUAAGUUUAAUGCUGUAUUGCCAUAGUAGGAAAUAAUGAAAAUAUAUAUAUAUAUAUAUUUUUUUAACUUUUCUAUAGUUUCACCCCCAGCACAAGUGACAUUAGUAGCCCAGAAGUCUGGGCAAUUUUGUGCAUAAAAAAAAAAAAAAAAUAAUAAUAAAAAAGUGUCAUUAAUGUGUACUGCACGCUGACAGCAGACAUAGAAAUCUUCUCCCUUGCUGGUAGAGCGCCUGCAAUGGGACGAUUGGCCCCCCUUCCCUUCAUGCCCUCCGGUAUUUUUUAUUUUUUUUUCUUCAAUAUUUAUUUAAAUUUUACCUCCCCUUCCUGGCCUGGAGGAUGCGCAUGUGGUUUGAGCCACCAAAACGGACCAAUCACAGGCUUCUCUAUGAGAAGCCUACGAUUGGACUUCUCGAAGCCCCAGUGAUAUUCACAUGGGGCGUGGAAGAUUAGCGCCAGAAUCUUUCAUUCAAAGUAAAGUGCUUUUAUUUGCAGUUUUUACAACAAACGGAGGGGAACCUUGUCCAUAGUGCCCAAAAGGGCAUUUUAAACCGGAAAUGUCUACCCAUCCAAAAGGGUUGGAGUAACCCUUUAAAGUUUAUCUGCACACAAUAUAUAAUGACAUUUUGUGAACAAUUACAUGUGAUUUUAUAAGUUGCUUUAGCUAAAAUGCUAGCAGAGUAAAGUGAGAGCCCAUCUCCAAAUUGAAAUUUGAUCAAAACAUGUUUAUUCCCAUAACAAGAGAUGACAAGCUGGCCUAUGUUUAGUCCAAUGGGAUCAUAAAUAUUCAGCAGGGGCACCAUUUAUAAAUAUAAAUCUCAUGCAUUAGAUAUUUGGAAUGCAUCACUUAUUCAAGUGAUUUGCAAGAUCACAACACACUGACCAGGAAGUAUAUUUACUUUUUGUUUCCUUUUUACAUGUGUUCGGUAUUUGUAUAGCAUAAUGCAAAGAUAUUUAUGUAAAAUCUCGGCAAAUGUAUGGCACUUCUAAUGGAUGAAAAUUGCACGAACGGUGCUGCCCCAACACCUAAACAGUGAAUCCUUAUACAAACACAGAGUGAUAAAUAACAGUGUAAGAUACACCCUUAACAUGUGUCUUAAAUAUAAGAAUACUUAUCAGCAGUGAUAUUGCAGGUUGCGAUAAAUUUUAGAUGCCUAUAGACUUGUAUUUAUUUUUUUAUUCCUAAGAUUAUAUUAAGUCUUAUUUGUUGAGCACAUUAAUGGCUUGGGUUGGAAUAGAAUAAUAAAUUAGACUUCUUAAUCCUUUCCCCCUCACCUUACUGUAAUUCUACCCUGUUCACAUCUUUCUAUAGCAAAAACAGUGCUAAACCUAUGUUCAUGAACCUGAAAUAUCUUUCCUACCUCCUGGAGGUUUUUUUUUUUUUGUAAAACUGGCCCAAAUAUAUCUGCAUCAAUAUGGUGGUAUGUUUCUAUAGGUAUCAUGUUAGUGUUAAUAUGUAUGUAGUUUACCUUUUUAAAUAUUAAAUUAACCUAAAACAGAAAAAGGUUGGCGCACUCUGUGUAAUAUUGCAGUUACAUAAAAAUGUUCAGUGGCUUAGUGUAUUACAUUAUAGUGGCUUAGUGUAUUACAUUAUAUAUAAUACUUUACCUUAAAAUACUAGCCCAGGAGUGGUAACAACUUAUGGGUAGAUCUUGUAAUUAGUUCCUCUCCAAUGAGAAAUAGAGAAAAGGGUACCAAAUUCAAACAAUUCAUCCAAUUUAUUCACAUAAAAACAUAUUAAUUCUUCCAUCGUAGUAAGUUCAGUCUGAUGAUUCUAAACACAACGCAUUUCGACACACUAGGGUCUUCCUCGGGUGUAGUGAUAUUGAUUGAAUUGGAUUGUAGUUGGAAUUGGCUGCACUUAUAACACAUAUAGUGCCACUCAAUAUUGCACAUUAUUUUGUAUAUUUUGGUUAAAUAUUACGGUAGUUAAGCCUACUGCUGUCUGUAGGUGUUUAAGGGUAAGAAGUAUGCUCAUUCCAAUAAUCCAAUGGAUGCAAGAGUUUCUUUAAAUACAGUGAAAACUGCAUUUUCUUUAGACUGGGUUGGUUAUAUUGGGUCACUACAGGUAGAUCUAUACUCUAUGCAAUGCACUGUAACGUGUGUAAUGCAGCAUAUACUACAUAAUUGUUGGAUCUCUCCUUUUACAAGGCAUUUCCUUUGACAAGUCUAUUGUAUAACUUCUUAGUUAAUCCUCAGGAAUUGUCUUUGGUAUUACACAUUGUUUUCUGCAUCAGCUAGCUUUCAGGUACUAUUGCAACUUUUUGGAUGAGUCAGUGAUCUAUUUGAUCUGUAAUUUAUUUAUUUCAAAGCAUUGCUUUUACUUACUUAUAGAUCUGUUAUAUGGAUCAUAAAACCCAAGUUUAUAGUGCAUGCCAAAUCUAACAGCAUUGUUUCCUGCUAUAAGACCUGCCUAGUAAAUCAACCAAAAAUAUUUAUUUAGAACAUUUUUAAAAUGAAUAUUUCCUUUAGAUUUCUUUCAUUUUCAGUUACAUUCUGAUAAGUGGAAACAAUGCAAUAGUGUUACUAGGUUACACAUUUAAUAUCAGCAAAAUAUUAAUGUAUGUAAUUGUUAAAGGGUGACAGAUUUGGUUGGACUGAAGACUGUCAUUUUCACAGAACACAGGCUUGAGAAAGAUUUGCUGAUUUCUGGUAGGUGAUUUUAGUAUCAUAAUGCUGUAUGAUCUGCUUCUUUGUUGUAGAAGUGUAGAGUUAGAUGCUGAAAAAGAUUAAAAGAUUUUAGAACCUUUUUAUUUUUGGAGAUCCAUGUAUUAUCCUUGUAGAGUUUGCUGUUAAAGGACCACUAUAGUGCCAGGAAAACAUACUCAUUUUCCUGGCACUAUAGUGCCCUGAGGGUGCCCCCCCCGGGCUCUAGGGGGUGGAAGGGGUUAAAUUUACCUCUUUCUCCAGCGCCAGGCGGGGAACUCUGCUCCUCCAUAUCGCCGUCAUCGGCUGAAUGUGCAUGCGCGACAGGAGCCGCGCGUGCAUUCAGCCAGUCCAUAUGAAAGCAUUCUCAAUGCUUUCCUAUGGACGCUGGCGUCUUCUCACUGUGAAAAUCACAGUGAGAAGCGUUUCCCUGAAACUGCUAUGUUUAUAGAAGAAAGGGUUAAUCCUAGCUAGACCUGGCACCCAGACCACUUCAUUAAGCUGAAGUGGUCUGGGUGCCUAUAGUGGUCCUUUAAACAGCCACAUGUGCUGUGUUUUUCUUAGUGUUGAUUAUGGUUUUAUCUGCACACAGCUAAGCCUUGAGUGCAUGAUCUAUUAGUGUGAUAAAGUUCUGGUAUGUAACUUUUGGGAAAUUUCACAUGCAACGUUUGAGUGGGUAGGGAGAAUUGUUGUCAAUGCAUAAGUAUUGGGUUCUGUCUUAUAAUCCAGAAUGGAACCAGUUAUAGGGGUUGUUCACCUACAGCUGACAUUUUUAAUGUAAUGUUUUAGUCAAUGACACCAAAUAUAUGUGUAAAGUCAAGGAAAAUAGCUUCAGUUAGUUCAUUUUGUUCCAUGUCAUAUCAUUGAAAACCUAGUUAUGGCAGAGAGGCUUAAGCCAAAGUCAGAUUGUACUGUGGUCAGAAGCGUGGACUUUUUUCCGUCACUACUUAGUCUGUUGAACGUGGGCACAUUUUCCAUGAUUUCAGAUAGUACAGGACAUGUGGCUGUGGGUAUGUCAAUUGAUCCUAAAGUUUUCUCUCCACUUUUUUUGGAGAUUGGUACAUAUCUUGCCUUUUUCUAUAUUGUGAAUAUAUUAUCAGACUAAGAUUCACUAAAGAUGCAGUGUGGUGGACUGUUAUACGAAUGCAAAGCUUUAGAUGUAUAGCUGGUUGUAGAUCUGGUCUUGGUUUAGAUCUCUAAUUUGUUAGUAAUGAUGGGCUGGGCUGAGACUGUUGACAUUUGACCAAUGCCCUCUCAUAUAUCCAGACUAUUGUAUUUGAAAUAACAUCCCAGAACCUUUUUUUUUUUUUUGUAAAUGGUCGUGUCAUAUUGGGUUUGUAUGUGCCAUAAUUAUGACCCUUAUGCACAAGGGUGAAAUUCCUUCCAUAGUAGGGCAUUUGGGUAUUGUACAUCUGCAGGAACUCAUAUUGGAAAUUAUCAGUUGAUGACUCAAGAUCAGGUAUCGAGUUUACUCUUUAACAUGGGGAAUUGUUUCGAAAAUUUAAGAGGCUCAGCAAAGACAGUCACCCCGAUGGCGACUGCUCCUCUUGCAGUGCGGUGGCAUAUGGGUGCAGGGAAAGGUGAGUUAUACUUACCUGAAACUGCCCCUCCUGGCUGCUGCUAUCUAAAUCCGGUGGGUCCUUUUUCAGCUCCAAGCUCUUUAUCUGUCCAUUUCAUUGCCACGUUUUGCCAGGUGUAUGGAAUAUCUUUUGACUGGGUUGGAAUUUCUUUUUUUAACCAAUCAGUUUUUAUUGAGAUAAUAAAGUGUAUGGGAUACAGAAGGAAAAAAGGAUAACAAUCGGGGUUUUACAGCUCAGAUAUGGCCGAAUACAUAACAUCCCGUGUCAAUGCUCUCGUCAGUUACCUUGGGUAGAAAAUAAUAGUAACAAGCAACUUUUAGCGAACUGUAACAAGCCCUGCAUGAAAGCCCUUGUGGGGUGAGGCUUUUAGUUGUGGGCUGUCAUCCUGGUAGAGCGCCCUUCUUGUCUCUUGGUAUCUCGCGUGUAUGCAAGAGUGUAAGCUAUGUAUAUAGUUGAAGUGUGUUUGGCCAGCGUAGGUCGAGGGUCAGGUCGGUGUCUUGGUGGGGAUUCUCUCCAUUUUGUCAGGUUGGGAAGGUGUUCCCUAGCUAAGGGACCGAUCUAGUGGACAGUCAUGAAGCAGUCGUGGGGAGCCGCAGGUACACUGGUGCUGGGUGGGGCGUGUCAGCUCCCUGUCCGCCGCGUCAGGUUUGAUAUGGUUGCGUACCCGUUGAGUUGGUCAGGGUACCCAGUGUGGGACGUCCGCCUCCCCCCCCCGUCUGACCUGACUGUGUUCCCAGUCCAGGGUUCGGCUCUAAUAGCUGUCCCCCUCCAAUGUGCCCCCCCCCCUCCCAGGCCCCCCACCAGACUACCCGUCCGGGCCAUGGGUCCCCCCCAUCCCCCGCAUCCCUUGACCAACACUGUCGUGCCAAUGACCUCCUGACUGGGGGGAGGGAAAAGGGGGGCCAAGAGUCAGGCCCGGAGGCAAGGGGGGGGAGGGAAGGAGGGGAGCAGUGGGAGAGAAAGAGAAAGGAGAUGCAAGGGAAAGAAAAAAAAAAAAGGUAGGCGGGUUCCUGUAUCUCAUAUGGUCACUGUGGGGCGGGUCAAGUGCUUCCCUAGUUCUCCGCUACCUAGUGGCAUCCGUCCCUGAUCGCUGCGGUUCAUCCCUGGGCUAUAUAGGUGCACCAAGGGAGCCAGGUGGUAGCACAUUUGUCUCCCGUGCCGUGUAGCGAUGCCGAGAGGGAUUCCAUACUGUAUAUGUCCUCCACACGUUCCAUCCAUUGCUCCAUCGACGGUGGCUCCGUCGCGCGACUGGGUUGGAAUUUCAGUGAGAUUUCCACACAGUCAAUCAAUGUGAUCUCAUACAUUUUUUUUAUUUUAUUUUAUCAAUUAAUGCCUUUAACAAACAGAAUAUUCAAUUUUUGGAUCCAACUAAUAUAAGUUAAAACUUCCAAAAAAAACCAGUUCCCUCUUAUUUAGAGGGGCAAUGGAGUUGGAGAAAAAGGUGGGCAAUAAAUCCUGAUAAUGAUAAUGGGUUUAGAAAAGGGACCCACAAACUUAGCUGCAAGUAAUGCAAGGCUGGAAGGCAAACAAGAAUAAUUUAUUAGGAAAAAAGCCUUUAAUAGACUUAGCUGGAAAAUUGACUACUGCAAACUGAGAGAAAGCACAUCUCUAAAUUGUAGUAUUUGAAUUAAUUAUAACAUCCUAUGGAAAUUUGUGUUCCACGGUAACUUACUUUAUGUGUUUUUACUUAGUUACUCCACUUGUGACUCAUCCUACUAGGAAGAAUUACACAGACAAAAGAUUCCUAAAAAUUAAAGAAAGGGUAAAGCAAGACAUCUUAGGGAUAUGGAAAUUGAAACCAGAAUGAAACUACACUGUACAGAUAUCUAAAUUCAACGGACAAUCAGAUUGACCACACCACACUCUAAGAAAAACUUAAAAAUGCGAUCAGUAGACUUAAACGAACACUAUAGUGUCAUGGAUACAAACAUCUAUUCCUUACACUAUAGUUAUAAAACUACAGUUUAGGUACCCUGUCCCCUCUCUGCUUACUUUGAAAAGGUGAUUUUACUCACCUUUCUUCUAGCACUCCGCCCGGUCUCAUUGUGGCUGACCCUGCUUUGCUUCGCCUCCUUGCCAGAGGUCAUCAAAUUUGACAAUCAAGCUAAUCCGAUGCUUUCCCAUAGGAACAUUGGGUGAAACAUUGGGAUGCUAUUGCUUAUGCCUGGCUUUGGAUUUAAAGACAUUAAGAUGUGCUUGUACCUAUACUAUGAAAUGUGAGAUUUUAUAUAUAGUAUGUGUCUGCAUAUAAUUGUUUGGUAUACAGUGAACACUAUGCUUCCUUGACUUUAUAUGUCAGAUUGCAUGCCAUAUUUGGACUUCUUAUCUAAUUGGAUUAUGGAAUUAUCUUACUAUUGAUUACCAUCUGUUUAAUUGCAUUUAUUGUUUCUGAUUACUGGUAAUCUAUUUUCUUAUUUUUUUUUUUUAAUUUAAAAAUAAAAUAAAUAUAUAUAUAUUCUAUAAGUGUUUUUUCUUUUAGCGCUGAAGUUUUCCAAGUAUCUGGACAUACAUUUAGUGUACUUGCCACACUUUAUUUUUAAGUAGGAAGAAAUGCAUACUAACAAAAGUAAAUUGUUUUGCUGAAUCAUUAAACAUAUAUGAUCAGGGAAUGUACACCAGGGCAUGUGGUUACUGUAGUCUGUGAUUUCCAUACAACACUAAAAGGGCCACUAUUAAUGCUGUGAUUUUAUGCGUGGUAGCAUAGGGGUUUUUUAAAGCUCUCAUAGCCUGGUAACAGUAAUAAUUAUAUCUGACAUUGUUAUUAUUGUAUUUAUAUAAAAUGUGAUGUACAAAGACAUAUGGUGUUUGCCAUUAAACAGGGAAUUGUGGAGAGCAAAAAAGAAAAAGGAAAUUGCACAUUUGUGACGAAAAUGUAAAAUGUUCAUCUUAGUUCUGUCUAGAUUUAGUGCAUACCGCCAGUGGUUUAUAUAUUAAAAACACUUGAAUGAUUAACUAUUUCAUACCACAUUAAAGGGCCACCCUAACUGCCAUUGUAGUGGUUACUACACUUCUGCAUUAUCAAGUACAACUAUUUCCAAUGCUGUAUUCUAAAAAAGCUGGCUAACACACCCCAGCAGUCUCAGCCUAUUCUAUCUGUGGAUGGCUGACGGCAUCGCACUUACUAAUGCAGAAGUGCCCUUUUCGCAUAUUCUCGUUGUGGAUGAAGUGACCAUUGAUUUAUACCACCAUAACAAGUACAAUGAGCUGAGUUAGUUAUGAUGCUUGGAGCGCUCCUUCUAAAUUGUCGUGCCUUGCACAGCUUAUUUGAAUGCCUUGUAAUGAUAUGCCCUAAACACUGUACCAUCUUUGCAAAGUAGUUCUUUGCAUCAGGCCUGGAAACGUCAUUGGGGUGUUAAUCUUUCUAAAGUGCCAGUGUGUCUUUUUGUGCAGGUUACACAAUGUCUCAGCAGGUGCCUGAGACCAUUAACUUCCCUUCAGAGGAGGAAAAGAUUCUGGAUUUGUGGAAAUCGCUGGACUGUUUCCAAGAAUGCAUCAAGCAGUCAAAGAAUCGACCCAGGUAAUUCCUGAUCAAUCCCUUUUAAUCGAUGACUGGUAGGACUUCUAAAUGGGAGAGGCCCCCCUCUGAUAUUCACUGUAUUGUUCUCUCAUUGUUUGGAAGCUAUUCACCUAUGUUUGACCUUUGAAUUCUCUCUCUCUCUCUCUCUCUCUCUCUCUCUCUCUCAUUUAUUUUACAAAUUUUCAUUCAGUUAUGCACAUUUUAAAGAACAUUUGUUUCUUCUCCUGCCCUCUAACAAGCAUUUUCAUACCACUUCCCUAUAUAUAUAUAUUUUUUUUUCUCCCUGUCAUUUUAAAGUACCUGCCAAUAUGUCUCUCAUGAUCUAACAUGGGCCCUGUUCUUGCCUCUCUUGACUGGCUACUCCUAGGCCCCUUCCUGAUAAAUCAAUUUACCCAGAUAGAAAAAAUAAUUCACUGAUUCAUUAGGCCAUUUAGGACCUCUAGAAAGGUUGACUGUACCAGUAGAGAAGGCCAUAUGGCUUUCUACCUCACAUGCUCUUUAGUUGGUGUGAUAAUUGCCAGCAUGACAGAUUCAAGAUUCUUAUGUUUUGCCAAGGAAUAUAGACGCAGUUCACACAGAGAUUUGCUGGCAGUCGUGUAAUUUUAGAGGAAUAAAUGGUGAUAUGCUUCCUAAAUAGGGCAUAUGGCCAUCAGAUGGAUUGUAGAUGGGAUUUGGUGAGUGUUACACCUACAAACCCAGGAAAGUAUUGUCACCAAUGGCACUAAACAGGAGGUAAUUAUUGAAUCCAUAGCUCCAUAUGAAAUGCAAUAUAUAUAAUUUAUUUUUGAAGAUGAAUGAUAAAUUCACUGAAACACAUCACAAGCUCACUUUUAAGUCGGUUAACCAGGAACUUUCACUGUGUUUUUGCUUCUUUAUGUUCAACAAAAAUUUUUUUUCUGUGAUGUGCUUCUUGGUGUGUUAGUGACCGCAUAUUGCUAUUUAUUACAUUGGCUGUAUAUUCUCCAAAGCGCCUAGCAUAUUCUCUUCCACAAAGGGAGUAUGACAUAUUACAUUAUACAAAGUGUAAAAAUAGUGUCAUUUAAUGCGACAAAUGCCAUUGAAAUGUGUCUUGCAGAAAAGGUGAUUUUCUUGUGAUGUGCCAGUUUGAUUGCCCUGUGGUUAACUGGUCCUGUUAUUUCAAUGCAGUGUACCGGUUUUUGAUAAAAGGGCAGACAGAGAUACUGUGAUGAACUGCAUGGGAUCUGCAUUUGUUUAGUGGUUCCCAUAGCCCGGCCACAGUAACACCCAUAUUCAUAUUAAGAUGAAAACAUUUGGACUCCUGGUUUGUGAAGUCUCCAAAUAAUGUCAGUGUGAAUCCUGUGUAUUUGAAGUCUGAAUUUGACUUAAAAUUCUUUCAAAAAGGUUGUAUUUUAGAAACAUGAUUUAUUUAAAUCCGUGAAGCUUUAAUGGUGUUUGCACCCUCUUAUGAAAAUUCCAGUUCCUAUUUGUCUGUCGUUUUGUAGUAAGCAAUUACAUUUAAAGCGACCCUCCUAGUUCAAUAAUCAUUGAUAUACCUUGUAUAGGCUAGGGCAGGGGUAGGCAUCCUCAGGAACUCCAGAUGUUGUGGGGUACAACUCCUUUAAUGCUAUAACAGUCAUAACGCUGGCAAAGCAUCAGGGGAGAUGUAGUCCACAACAUCUGGAGUCCCGAAGUUUGCCUACCCACUAGGCUAAGGUGUCAAUCGCUUCCAGUUCUUGUCCGCAUUCUCUUUGUUCCUAUGGAUAUUUAGGUUACCAUUUAUUUAUUUAUUUAUUUUGCCUAUUUGAUGUAUUUUAUCCAUAAUUUACAAAAGGAGGAAGGUAAGUCCAGCAUACAGUAUCUAUUAGGCACUUUGACUAGAAUUAAUGUAAAGUGGAUGCUUAUAAAAGGAUAUAGAAUAUUCAUCAUACAGUCCAGGAAGCUGGUUUACUCCAAGUAAGUGAUGGCUAACCUUUAUACCAUGAGUUGUUUAAUUGUAGCAAUCGAUAUGUGCUGAAUGAAUAGCCCUAAAAUGUCUUUCUUAAUAUGCACAUUUUAGUUUUUGCUUUUUUAAUUUUUUGCUAUUUUUUUUAUCCAAGCUCUCAGCCCAAGGCUGCACUGACAUGUUUGUCUUAGAUGUAACUCUUUUACUGUAAAAUACGAGCAGGUGACUGUUCUGGGCCUAAAACAAUUUGACUAUUUACGCUUUACUCUGGGAGGGUGCCUGGGAUUUACUGACACGAUAACCAUACAGCAGGCUGUAGUACUCCUGGCUUAUGGAGUGUUUCUUUAACGGGGAUAGAUUAUUUUCAGACCAAAACAGGAUUGCAAUGAUUUUAUACCGUGACCUUCACUAGUAGAAGUAAUUUGAUUUGCAUUGGUCAUAUCCUGAGCUCUUUUUUUAUUUUAAUUGAGUAAUAAUGUAUUUAUUUUUUUGCUGAGAUCAAACCUUCAUAUUAAAGUUUUAUUUAUUUUUAUAGAAAUUGAUUUAGCUGAAAUGUAUUUUUUUAUUUUUAAUUAUUUUUUUUAAUUACAUUUUUUUAUUUUUAAACAUGAUAGAUGUAUCCCUUUCGUAUAUCUUUUUAAUGUUUUAAUCAAAAUUAGAAGGAAUAUAUACAGGUUAAAAAUGUACAUAGACACGUGAAAAUUAAUUAAUAUUCACUUGCAUGAAUGUAUAUUUUCUUUUUUAUUAUCCCAUAUUUCUGGUGGUUCACUGGGAUCAGGUCUUCAACUAAACAAGCUACCAUGAUAUACUGGAAUAAAUAGCUGCAACAGAUACAUAUUGGUCCAUCAUGCCUUUUUGUUACUGUUAUCUUUAUUUUCACUGUCUAGCUGUCCCGAUUCCUCUUUUCAUGUAAUCACCUUGCCAGGCGUAUGUCUAUGCCUGCUUGAUUAAUGCAACCCAGUCUUUAUUGGUCUUAUAGAUGCCCAAAUUACCCUCUUACACUCACUAUCCGGUCUUCCCACACUCUUUGCUCCGUGUUCACACUGGCUUCCUAUGUACUGUAGGAUAGGAUUAAACAUGCUGUAGAUGCCUAUAACGCUCUCUAAAAUUGUGUCUCAAAUUAGCUAAUUGCCAAGUGCAAUUCAUCAGUGACCCUCUGCUUAGCCACCGACAUUCAUCUGUCCUCUGUUUGCAUACUUACUCCCAAUUUUCAAUGCUUUUCUAGGGGUACAACAUUCUUGUACAUUUUCCCAUGUCUCUUUUUUUUUUCUUUUUCUUUUUUUAAAGAAACUUGCAAAUUCACUUACCUUGGGAAGCACACCAACUAAAAUGGUAAUUCAUUAAGCCUCUCUUACUUUACACAAGUGACCUAUCUUUGGGGAUACUGUUGUAGCUGAUCCGUAGAUUAGAUUGGUACCUUCUGGUAAGCAGCAAUUUCAAGUGAAUAAAGAACAAAUCAGACAAAAAACUUUGACAUUGCUUUCAAGUUAGUGAUUUUUGUUUAGUUGUUUUUAGUUAUCUCUCUCUCUAUCUCUAUCUAUCCUAUCCAUCUAUCUAUCCCUCCCUCUCCCCUUAUACACAUAUGAACAUUCCAAUUUAAAUCUUUUUUAUCUUAAAUCUGGAAUGUUUAGUUUGCUACAAUUAGCUAUUUGGUGAAUAAACCACAGAAUGUUUAGCUGUCAGUUUGCUGCAAACACUACAAUGAAAACACUCAAAGUUCUAUACACAUCCUCUUGUUUCAGUACCUGUGAAAUACGCAGUAUUAAUAGCUAAAGCAGUAAAGAGAAUUAAACAUUACAAGGUGUAGGGAAUUGAGAAGGAAAUGUAAAACAUUCGUUCAAAAUGGUGGUACUGCAGAACUCUCGUAAUCCUCAAAUGUACAACUUUGGACAUUUUUUACCUAAACACAAUUACUUUCUCUGUUCUCUACAAUGCUAAGUUUAGUGAACAACCCUGAAUUUUAUUAAAAAAAUUUUGCCCUAUCAAAUUGUGGAAACGUAAUUUUUAAACAAAUUAAGCAAAUUGGGACAUAGCAGUAUAGAUUCUGCUGUGAACAGGAAUGAGGAAGCUGACAAUACACAUGUUAGCUAGGCAGUUCUGUAUAUUAAUAGGUGUAAUGAAAGCAUUCUAUCCAUCGGAAAGACUGUGUUUGCAUUGCUUUUCUGUCUUCUAGAACGACGUUUCCUCCCUUUGCACUACCUCAGACAUCCUUAACACGUUUUGGUGCUGUGAGCUAUUCUCCUUCAAGAGCUUUAGCCAGGUCUCCAAUAACAGUGUAACCUCACCACUGCACCCACACACAUAAUAUCAUAUCCAAUCACUACUGUACAAGGCACCUCCCAGAAACAGGAGUGCCUGGAUGUGCUGUGAUUGAAGUAUGCCUACAAAAUACCGUGUUCUGAAUUUAUAUUACAAAUUAUCUCUUGAGCAUUAAUGUACAUGUGCUAUACCUUGGCUAGUUUAAUGAGGUUUUAGUUCCUACUAUUUUUUUAAGAUGUAAAUGCAGCAUUCAUUUUUUUAUUAAAAAUUGAAAAAUGUAUUUAAUGUAUGACCUUAUGUUUAUUUUUAAUAUUAUAUAUAGACAACGAAUGCAAAUAUUUAUACAUUAUGGCCAAAUGCAAAGGUAGAUAAGUAUUGAGCCUCCAGAUGUGUUUUUUAUUUUAUUUUUUUAAAUCUCCCAUAAGUUCAUGGGAGAUGUAGUCUUUGGCAUCAAAUACACAAAUGUUUGAAGGGGUUAAUUAUUUGCUAAUUACUAAUUUCUGUUUGUCUUUAUAGGGACACUCUAAGCACCAAAACAACUUUAGUGUAAAGAAGCAGUUUUAAUGUAUAGAUUUUGACUCUGCAGUUUCACUGCUCAAUUCUCUGCCAUUUAGGAGUUAAACCACUUUUGUUUGUUUUUAUGCAGCCCUAGCCACAGCACACAUGACUACGUCUCGCACAGCAUACAUAAAAAAAAAAAAAUAGUAUCUUUUUUUUUUGGUCAGAUGUGGCAGCACAGUGUGUUUUACGUUUUUAUCUCCUCUGGAAAUUGAACUUUUAAUCAAAAACAUGAGGCUCCUGCAGACUCUAGCAUGCUAUUUAUAGAGCAGGAGAUAAGAGAUUCUAAGUUAAACAGAAUGUGCAAUAAAGGAAGUUUAUAAAUUAGUACUCUAUUUACAGGAAAUGUGUGUGGAAAGGAGACUGUCGGUCACAUGCCUAAACAAUUGAAUUCAAUCAUAAAUGGCAGAGAAUUGAGUAGCGAGAGAACAGGGGCAUGAUCUCUGCACCAAAACCACUUCAUGAAUCUAAAGUUGUUUUGGUGCUUUUAGUGUCCCUUUAAUAAUACAUUUAUCUAUUUUGAAAUGCCCUUUUUAAUGUUUGAAAUUUGCUUUUUUGUGCAAAUGAAUCCCCCAUCUUCUCUUUUUCCCUAUAGAUACACUUUCUAUGAUGGACCACCCUUUGCAACAGGCCUCCCUCACUAUGGGCAUAUACUUGCCGGUACAAUUAAGGAUAUUGUCACAAGAUUCGCUCACCAGAGUGGAUUCUAUGUAGAGAGGCGGUUUGGCUGGGACUGCCACGGUUUACCUGUGGUAUGUUUUCUUUGUACACUUAAAGGCACUUUAAUUGCCAUAAACAUGAUUGCUCACUUUAAUGGUGACGAUGUAGGUACUGUCCCCUAGUUUUACAUCAGCAUCUGUGAUUGUGUGAUCCUUUUGUUUCUCCUGCAGGAAUAUGAGAUUGAUAAGACACUUGGAAUUAAGGGACCUGAAGAUGUAGCUCGAAUGGGAAUCGCUGAGUACAACAAACAGUGCCGUGGGAUUGUUAUGAGAUACUCACAGGAAUGGGAGGUAUGAGGAGACAAUUUGGAGAUUAUAUUGUGGUUGCUUGGGGAUCUCAUUGUCUUAUCUGGAGAUUAAUUCUGUCUGUAGAUGGUAGUGUUUUUGUCUGGAAUAUUUGAUCUGCUCACGCUGAUCGUCAUUUUGACUGAAAAGGGUUAAUGCCAGUCCAGACUGUAACAUGCACUUUGUAAUUGUUGAUAAUUUGAUGGAAAACAUAUAUGCUGCACAAACUCAAUACACAUGUAUUUUUUUUUUUUUUUUUUCUGGCGAACAGACUAGUGUGACAAGGCUAGGUCGUUGGAUUGAUUUCAAGAACGAUUACAAGACCCUAUAUCCGUGGUUCAUGGAAACGGUCUGGUGGGUUUUAUAUCAAAAUUCUAUAGGAUGGGUUGUGUGUGGGUUUUGUACUAAUUCCAUAGCAACUAAUUCUAGUCCAAGUCUAAUUACCAUAGCAACUUAAUAUAUCCCAAAUUUCCUUUUUAGUCAAGUGUUGCAUAUAGAAAUAAUACCGGUUUUUCCUAGACCUCUUACACAGGGAUAUAAAUUAUGUGUGUAUAUGUAUGUAUGUGUGUGUAUAUGUAUAUAUGUAUGUGUAUAUAUGUAUAUAUAUAAAAUAUACUUAAAGGACCACUAUAGGCACCCAUAACACCUCAAUAAAGUGGUCUGGGUGCCAGGUCCAUCUAGGUUUAACCCUGUCUGUGGUAAACAUAGCUGUUUCAGAGAAACUGGUGCACUGGGUGCACUCAUAGGUCUUCAAAUACAAAAUUCUGUGUUUUUAAUAAGGUUUAAAUCAAAACAAAACAAUAUCAUCCUGGUCGCUGUUUCGACCCAUUCAAGUUUUUAUCAAGAUCCACAGUGUAAAUGCUACCACACAAAUAUAUAGCCAAUAUCAAAAUAAAUUUACCAAUGAAGUGAGAAGACAGCCUGCAGACUGUAUCACCCGGAAGUGUUUGUGAAUGAACGUGGUUGCUAGGCAACAUGCCGCCCUCCCCUAGAAGUUCACCCUUUAUUUUGUUUAUUACAUAUUUAACAUGGGUUCGCACACACAUACCAAAAGAGUUGUGGUGGGGGAAAAGUGUGGAUGAAAACCCCUUCCACCUGAAGUAAGUGGAUAGUUAAUACAUUGCUAAACUAAAAUACACACACCAGUCAAGCCAUACGACUUGCUUUUCCCACAGAAAUAUCACUUUGACAGUGCUUUCAGUACUGCAAGGGAUUCUUGCAACCUCCCCCGCCCUGCCCCCAUGUCCUCACCAGCACUGGGAGAGGCAGCGCCACUACUGUAAAUUCUAUAUGAUGCGGCGGACAGACACAUAUGAUGACGAAGAUCCACUAAAUAGAAGCAUGGGAGUCCAAUUCUGGUUGUCCAGUAUUCAGCUGUCAUUGGAUUAUACCCUUCAGUACACUUAUCAGGACCUCCAUGUCAUGGUUUCCCAUGCCUACUUUUCCAAUGAACCCCCUCUGUUCAAGUUAGAUGUGGAUCUUUACAGAGAGCUUUGUUUUGAGAACAUCUUAGAUCAUAUGGAUAAAUAUUGUAUUUAAUUUCCCUAGUCACCUAUUCACACCUUUUCAUACACAAUAAAAGCAAAACAUAUGUAUGUUUUAUUCAUAUAUGUAUAAGUGAUGGACUAUGUGGUUAACGUAUAUAGGUAUAAUAGGGGCCCAGUAUAUAUUGAUAGAAGAUUCCAUGUAGGGCUUAAAAUACAAAUAAUGUAUAUGUGAACACAUUCAAAGAAAUACAAAUACAUGGGACUGAUUAUUCACAAUUUUGACUAAUUCCUUGGUUAUCGAAUGUCCUAUGAGUGUAAACAUUGUAUUUUUCUACUAUAGCCUGCAGCCCUUGAAAACUGUGACUGCAUUACGUAGAGGUAUAACAUGUGGGUGCUUGUAAUAUUAAUCCCAAUCCAUUGCAUAACUGGCUCUACUGGUGUCGCAUUAUCUGAAAAUGCAGACUGUAUGCUGCACAGUGUUCUUCUCACCUUGUGUUUAUGUUAACGGAUUUGUAAUUUAUUGAUCAUUAUGUUUAAUUUGUACAUUGUAGAAUAAAUCGGCCUUAUAUCAUUUAUUAUGUAAUACACCAAGUUUUGUAGAGCACAAGUGUAACGUAGUGCAAUGCUUAAUCUACACUGGCUUACAUUUUCACAUCUCUAAUCAGUCAUCACCUACUAGAGCUCUUCCUAAUGGCGGUGGUGACGUGUCUAUAAAAGGCCUCACCAGGAAGACUUGCACUGUUCUGUAGUUCUAUGUGUUUGUGAAACUACUUUUCUUGACUUGUACUUAAAUUGAACUGAUGCACAGUGCCACCUUCUGCUCAUCUUGAUGCAGUACAUCUACUUAUGGAUCUGGAACUUUGUGGCAACACAUUUACUUAUUUUUAUUACUGGCAUUUAUAAAGCACCAACAUAUUCCGCAGCGCUGUACAAUUGGGAAAAAGGAAAACACAAUAAGAACAGACCAAUACAACAGGUAGAGGACCCUGCCCGUGAGCUUACAAUCUAAAGAUGCCGCAGAUUAGCCGUGUGCUUCCAUUUUGAGAUUAGGACAAAAAUUGUAGUUUUGAAAAUGGUGUAAAGUGAGUCAAGGGAAACCUUAAUGAAAAGUUGUAAGGUGCAAAUAUUAAAAGGUGAUUGUAUUUUGACAUUUUUUUGCCAUAGCUAUGAAUAUUUUAACAAUUUGGGUACACUAAGUGUGAUAGCACAGGGCUAUGUGGACAAUUUCUAGUUAUUUUACUCUGCACUGAUGGGAAGGUCCAAUUAUUAAAGGGGCAAAUACCUUAAUUAGUGGGGUUGUUUACUCCUCUCACCGUUGCUCCUUGUAAUAUCUUGUUAAUGCUUUAUAUCAUGUCCGUUGCAUAAAUGCUUUAGAAGAGUGACAGUCACCUGGCAGAAAACCCUUGUGAUCUAUAAUUACAACGGGGUAGACCAUGUUUGGCACUCGAGAUGUGGUGGACUAUAUCACCUGUAAUGCUCUUACAGCCAUAAUGCUAGAGUGCAUCAGGAGAGAUGAAGUCCACGACAUCUGGAGUGUUGAAUGUUGUCUACACUGGUUUAGAAAAUCUGUUCCUGAGCUCUGAUACAGGGCUGUAAAGUUUGUUCACAAAACAUUCGACUCUGAUUCAGACUUCCCAGUUCAUGGUACCUCUGGCUCCCUAUAUACUGUAUUACAAUUUAUGGGUUAAGCCAGCACAUUAUUUUGGGGGUCAACUUAACUUACGAAUAUAAGCCAAAGCCGAUAUUACAGGUUUCUUUAUUGGGGGUCGACUUAAUUUAUAUGCCGGCAAAUGUAAACAUUUAGUUGGAGUUGGUACAGUUUUACCAACUCCCACCAGUAACCCAAUAAUUGCUUCUGACUCCAUGGCACUGCUCUGGUGUAACUGUAAGAAACAUCCUGGUAUUUGGACAAUUUUCUCCACUUAAAGGGCACCUGUCGUAUCUUUCUUUUUCUCAUCUUAAUAGAUUACUAAAGUUAGCAAUUAGUUGUGGUGUCAUUUUAAAUAACAAAAUGUUUGCCUUUCUUUCAAGAUCUAGAGUGGCAAACCAACCAAUUAAGAACCUGAGUAGCAUGUACCGUGCAAGAUCACACAUGUGCUAAUUAGUCAAUUUGAAGGCUUAGUAGCAGCCAGUAAAGGUAAUGGUACCCAUAGAGCAUCAUGGGAGCUAUUGGCCACUAUUAACUCCCUUUUGCUACUUGUAAAAUUGACAGACGUUAAAACAUCUAAUACUUGCUAAAUGUAGCGACUGGUAAUUCUGCAGUAAAUGUAUCCAAUUUUUGCUAGUACAUUGCUUAGCCUGUGGAUAAAUACAAUUCUCUGUCACCAUUUCUGUUUCUCUAUGGGAGUUUUUCAACUUGCUCGGAAAGUUUUCUAUGACCGUGUAAGUGAUGAUAUAUGGACACUAGUUAAUGCCAUUUUCGCAUAACUUUUGCCUAGUGCUAACAAUUCAGCCUCUUCUGAAUUGAGGAGUUAAUAAGGCAAGAGGAACUGACACUUCCAGAAAAGUCACAGUUCCUCUUUAAGAUAUUUUGCUUCUGUAAAAUUAGAACAUUAUUUACAUUCUGAAUAUGUAUUUGAAUCUUUAGAGCCCUGCAAUUCUUAGGAGCAUUAUUAAUUAUGUAUGCAUUACUUGACAAAAAUGAAGAACGGUCAGGUUUUUAUAAUUUUUUUUACACAAAGAAUUAACUAUUACUCUGUUCUGAAAUGCAGGUGGGUCUUUAAACAGCUGUAUGACAAAGGACUUGUGUACCGAGGUGUUAAGGUGAUGCCAUUCUCCACUGCGUGCAACACGCCACUGUCCAACUUUGAGGCCCAUCAGAACUACAAAGUAAGUAAAGCUUUAUAUCUAAAGAGUCUUGGAAGGCAAAAUAUAUUCAGGAUAAAUACAUUCAUUCUGAACCAAAGCAUAAAGACUCUCUUAUCUUUUUACAUUGUCUUUGUUCAAUCUGUUAGGAUGUCCAGGAUCCUUCAGUCAUUGUCACCUUCCCACUAGUCGAGGAGCCAAAUGUAUCACUGGUAGCUUGGACUACUACCCCAUGGACACUGCCUAGCAACUUAGCAUUGUGUGUUAAUCCUGAGCUGAUCUACAUUAAACUGAAAGGUGAGAAGCAUGAGAUGAUGGCUGUAUUGGUGGCAUGAAUGUUUUAAAUCCUAGAUUUAUCACUCCACAAAUGUUCUUAUUUUAUUUUUUUAUUAUUCUCCACGGAGUAUGAGAUAUCCAUAAUGGUGCCAUUUGUUGUCCUAGAUAAGUCCAAUGGGAAUAUAUACAUACUGAUGGAAGCCCGGCUGUCUUCCUUGUACAAAGGUGAAAAUGAAUAUGACAUUUUGGAAAGGUAUGAUAUUCUUUAUUGAUAAUCUGAUAUGGUUUGUGUGCAUAUGUAACUAUUUGAAGUCUGUUUUUGUUUAAAAACAUUUUCAUUCAUAAGAUGUAAUUGGCUUAGCAUUGUCAUGAAAGCAUGAAGCUUUUUGCAUCUGAAUUUUGUAUUUAUUUAUUUUAGUUUUUUCUUUAAAAGACCUGCAUUUGUAGUGUGUAGGAGUUUGAUAUAAAGAAACAAAAGAUUGACAACCAAUGUUGAUUCAUGACUGAGUGCAUUUGGGUAGUUAGAAGACACUGUGACAGAUACAAACCUUAAACUGCAAAACCACCCAACUAAACGGGUUAAAGGAGUACGGUACCAGCCUGUAUUGAAUGGAAGUAGCAAUUUUGUGUUAGAUGUAGCACAUCCACUAUCUAAUGGCUCAAUGGACCCCAGUGUGUCUUAAAGGAUUACAUCAAGCACGAAUACCACUUUAUUGAUUUGAAUUGGUUAUGGUGCCUAUGAAACGCUGCACAUACAGAGAAUAACCCCUCUUUGCUAGAAGUCUAACUCCAUCUCUGGCAGUGUCAUUGGUGCAUCAUUUAGCCGCCCCUAAAUAUUCCAAACUGUAGUGGUUAUGAUGGUUGGAGUAAUCCUUUAAGCCCAAUAAAAUACGUUUUGGGGCAGUAGGGAUAGAUAGAAAAAACCUUGGGUCCAUCUGCCUCCAUUCUAAGGAAAAAUAGCCAGGCCAUGUCCAAUCAUGGAUUACUCCAUCAGGAACUGACCGAUUGCGUUAGUACCCCUCACUCCAAGCCACCACUCGAGAAAGGUAAAAUGCAAUACUGUAUUUGUUCAUGUCUGGAAGAGGUAUCCCUCUGUGAUCUUUGUAAAGGAACAACAGACAGUGGCUAUGGAGAUUUUCCAUCCCAGAUAAAUUUCCUGAUAUCUGUAAUCUUCAAUAUUUUUUAUUUUAUUAUAAUCGAUCUGUAAGCCAGAAUGAGCUCCAUGUUACCUCGAAUGCCAUAUUUCUGAAAGUGUAUUGGCAUCUUCAGGAAAUCUGAAGAUCAUAUUAUUUAGAUAAGCCAACACUUUGAUAUAAACUUUAUAAGUUGCACACUUCUGGUGUUUCCAUUCAUGCAGAUGCUGUUCAGAAAAGGCUCUAAUGUCAGAGCAAAUAGUAGUGGUGUAAGGGGGCACCCAUGCAGGACACGGUUUUUUAUAUAUAUAUAUAUAUAUAUAUAUAUAUAUAUAUAUAUAUAUAUGUGUGUAUAUAUAUAUGUGUAUAUAUAUGUAUAAUUACAAUAAUAAAUAAAAUAUUGAAACAAAAUGUAAUAUAAAUUAUAUAUUCAUAUGUAAUUUCAUUCUAACUGUAUUUUGUUAUUAAUAUAUAUAUAUAUCGGUAACAAAAUACACUUAGAAUGACAUUCUAUAUAGAUCUAUCUAUAUAUAAAAUACAAAUAACCGCAAAUAUAUAUAUAUAUAUAUAUAUAUAUAUAUAUAUAUAUAUAUAUAUAUAUAUAUAUAUAUAUCGAUAAAUACAUAUAAUUACAUAAAAGAUUACAUAAGUAUACACGUAGAAUUUAAAUACCUAUAAAUGCAUAUAUAUUAAAAUUCUACAUGUAUAUUUAAGUAAUCUUUUAACAUAAUUAUGUGAUUUGAUUAAUUAAAAUUUGAUUGACAUGCCUGACAAAACAGGGAGAAAGUGCAGAGAAUUUAAUUCGUAAGCACUAUAUUUGACCCUGUGACUCUCCAAGACACCAUAAAACCUGUACAUAGGGGGUACUGUUUUACUCAGGAGACUUCGCUGAACUCAAAUAUUAGUGUUUCAAACUGGUAAAUUGUAUUACAACGAUGAUAUUUUAAGUAAAAGUGAAGUUUUUUGCAUUUUUUACAAACAGACGGCACUUUUAUGGACUAUAUUAUUGUUGUAAUAUGUUUUACUGUUUUAAAACACUAAUAUUUGUGUUUAGUGAAGUCUCCCGAGAAUAACAAUACCCCCCAUGUACAGGUUUUAUUGUGUUUUGGAAAGUUAGAGAGUCACAUAUAAGGCUUGCAUUUCGUUUUUUUGACAUUGAAAUUUACCAGAUUGGUUAUGUUGCCUUUGAGAGCGUAUGGUAGCCCAGUAAUGAGAAUUACCCCCAUGAUGGCAUACCAUUUGCAAAAGUAGACAACCCAAGGUAUUGCAAGUGGGGUAUGUCCAGUCUUUCUUAGUAGCCACUUAGUCACAAACACUGGCCAAAUAUUAGUUUUUUGCUUUUUUCACACAAAAACAAAUAUGAACGCUCACUUUGGCCAGUGUUUGUGACUAAGUGGCUACUAAAAAAGACUAAACAUACCCCACGUUCAAUACCUUGGGUUGUCUACUUUUUCAAAUGGUAUGCCAUUAUGGGGGUAAUUCUCAUUCCUGGGCUACCACACCGUCUCAUAGGUAACAUUACUAAUCUAGCAAAUUUCAAUGUGAAAAUGGAACGUUCUAUAUUUGACCCUUUAACUUUCCAAAAUACCAUAAAACCUGCUAAUGGGGGGUACUGUUGUACUCGUGAGACACCGCUGAUUACAAAUAUGGGCAUUUUUUUGCAGUAAUACCCAACAGUAUUAUGACAUUAACAGCUAAAAUGUCAGACGGAAAUACAAAUGUAAAAAAAAAAUCUUAUUUUCUCAAUUUUUUUAAAUUUUUAUUCAUAAUAAAUUAUGUUCCAUAUAUGAAUAGUUAAUGAUAAAUUAAAGCCCUGUUUCUCCUGAACAAAAUGAUAUAUAAUAAGUGUGGGUACAUUUAAUAUGAAAGAGGUGAAUUACGGUUGAACAGACAUAUAGCGCAAAUUCCAGUUUUUGUUUACGUUUUGUUUUGAUCAGAACGUGUACUAUUGACUCCGUCCUGAAGGGGUUAAAUCACUUUGUUUAUACUGCUCUAGUCACGCCUUCUGGCAUGUGACUUGAACAGCUUUCCUAAACACUUCCUGUAAAGAGAGAUCUAAUGUUUAAACUUCCUUUAUUGCACAUUCUGUUUCAUUUAUAUUUUUUCAUCUCCUGCUCAUUCUCAGUAAUAUCCUUCUAGACCAUGUGUGUGAUUAAAGUUACAUUUAUAGAGCAGUGGAUAAAACCAUCGAAAGCAAUUUAUCAUCUGAUUGAAAAUGAAACAGUUUUUCAUUCAAGCCAGGUGAGGUAGGGAUCCAACAACAAAGACUGCAAACCUAUACAAUUAAGACAGACAUGUGUAUAUGUGUAUAUAUGUAUGUGUAUAUAUAUAUAUAUAUGUAUAUAUAUAUAUAUACUGCUCCAAAAUAUAAAGGGAACACUUAAACAACACAAUGUAACUCCAAGUCAAUCACACUUCUGUGAAAUCAAACUGUCCACUUAGGAAGCAACACUGAGUGACAAUCAAUUUCACAUGCUGCUGUGCAAAUGGGAUAGACAACAGGUGGAAAUUAUAGGCAAUUAGCAAGACACCCCCAAUAACGGAGUGGUUCUGCAGGUGGUGACGACAGACCACUUCUCAGUUCCUAUGCUUCCUGGCUGAUGUUUUGGUCACUUUUGAAUGCUGGCGGUGCUUUCACUCUAGUGGUAGCAUGAGACGGAGUCUACAACCCACAGAAGUGGCUCAGGUAGUGCAGCUCAUCCAGGAUGGCACAUCAAUGCGAGCUGUGGCAAGAAGGUUUGCUGUGUCUGUCAGCGUAGUGUCCAGAGCAUGGAGGCGCUACCAGGAGACAGGCCAGUACAUCAGGAGAAGUGGAGGAGGCCGUAGGAGGGCAACAACCCAGCAGCAGGACCGCUACCUCUUUGUGCAAGGAUGAACAGGAGGAGCACUGCCAGAGUCCUGCAAAAUGUGCAUGUGUCUGCUCAAACGGUCAGAAACAGACUCCAUGAGGGUGGUAUGAGGGCCCGACGUCCACAGGUGGGGGUUGUGCUUACAGCCCAACACCGUGCAGGACGUUUGGCAUUUGCCAGAGAACACCAAGAUUGGCAAAUUCACCACUGGCGCCCUGUGCUCUUCACAGAUGAAAGCAGUUUUACACUGAGUACGUGUGACAGACGUGACAGAGUCUGGAGACGCAGUGGAGAACGUUCUGCUGCCUGCAACAUCCUCCAGCAUGACCGGUUUGGCAGUGGGUCAGUAAUAGUGUGGGGUGGCAUUUCUUUGGGGGGGCCGCACAGCCCUCCAUGUGCUCGCCAGAGGUAGCCUGAUUGCCAUUAGGUACUGAGAUGAGAUCCUCAGACCCCUUGUAAGACCAUAUGCUGGUGCGGUUGGCCCUGGGUUCCUCCUAAUUGCAAGACAAGUUCCUGCAAGACGAAGGCAUUGAUGCUAUGGACUGGCCCGUCCGUUCCCCAGACCUGAAUCCAAUUGAGCACAUCUGGGACAUCAUGUCUCGCUCCAUCCACCAAUGUCACGUUGCACCACAGACUGUCCAGGAGUUGGCAGAUGCUUUAGUCCAGGUCUGGGAGGAGAUUCCUCUGGAGACCAUCCGCCACCUCAUCAGGAGCAUGCACAGGUGUUGUAUGGAGGUCAUACAGGCACGUGAAGGCCACACACACUACUGAGCCUCAUUUUGACUUGUUUUAAGGACAUUACAUCAAAGUUGGAUCAGCCUGUAUUGUGUUUUUCCACUUUAAUUUUGAGUGUGACUCUAAAUCCAGACCUCCGUGGGUUGAAAAGUUUGCUUUCCAUUUUUUUAUUUUUGUGUGAUUUUGUUGUCAGCACAUUCAACUAUGUAAAGAACAAAGUAUUUCAGAAGAAUAUUUAAUUAAUUCAGAUCUAAGAUGUUAUUUUUGUGUUCCCUUUAUUUUUUUGAGCUGUGUGUGUAUGUAUAUGUGUGUGUGUGUGUGUGUGUGUAUAUAUAUAUAUAUAUAUAUAUAUAUAUAUAUAUUUUUUUUUUUAAUCACACACUUAACCCCCACCCUCAGCUAAAUGGGUGUGUUGUAAAGAUUAGUGACAUAAUUUUAAUUGCUUAAAAUAAUGACUGUUAACAAACUAACUGUGAAAUACCUGGAAAUAAUUUAUAAGUGAGAGAAAACCGCAUAUGCUGAAAAUAGUGUUUCAAACCCCAAAUGAAUGAAGCCAUUAAUUUAUAUUGUAUUGAAAUGUAUUAUUAUUAUUAUUAUUAUUAUUUUGUAUUGAACAGAUUUCCUGGAAAUGCUCUGAAAGGAAAGACGUACAAGCCAUUGUUUGAAUACUUUAAAAAGGUAUACAUACACCACAUAUAAGUGUGUUCAGUACUUUUUUUUUAUUUCUCAACUCUUACUAAAAUCUAUUUUUUAUUGCCACGUUAAGCAAUUCACAUUACAAAUUCUUCUUGUCUCAUUUUCAGGCUGCAGAUAUAGGGGCCUUUACAGUUCUGACAGAUAAUUAUGUAAAGUCUGAAGAAGGCACAGGGGUUGUACACCAGGCUCCAUACUUUGGAGCUGUAAGUAUGAAAGAUUUGCAACAUUAAUACAUUAUUAAAAUUUGUGAUUCAUUUUAUCUCCACAAGGUGGCACCAGUGUAGCAUUAGUCUCAUAUUAGUUGCUGAUAUUCUGUCUGCUUUCUUUCAGAACGUUCAGUGCUUGGAAUAUAGUCUUUAAGGCCAAAUUGGUAUCUUUUAUAUAUAAAUUAACCACACAUAAUCAGUAGGGAUCCAGCCAAGAUGCAUUGGCUAGCUGAGGAACAUAUUUACCUUGGGAACCAGUGAAAGGCUUGAACCAUGUGUGAGAGAGGAAUGAGAUUAGGAUAUGACUGUCUAAGCAUUUUUUACAUUUUAUGACUGUGAAAGGCAACUCCCGUAGAGGUGAUAUUUACUACCCAUUCCAUUGGGUCAAAAAUAUGUUCCUCGUUUAUUGAUGCUGUAGAAUCACAAGUCUCUACUAGUCCUUAGGAGGUGGCAGUAAUUUAUGUUAGGGUUUUUAUUUUCAAUUUUUUUCCCCCCUUUAACUGAACAUCUCCCUAUAAUGAGUAUAUGUCUACGCUAAGAUCUUAAAAUAUUAAACAAACUUGGUUCUAGCUGUAGAGUUCUAACUUGCCCAUUCUCUCUCUUUCAGGAUGAUUACAGGGUCUGUAUGGACUUUAAUAUCAUACAGAAGGAUUCUGUGCCAGUGUGUCCUGUUGAUGCGUCUGGCUGUUUCACACAGGAAGUGACUGACUUUGCAGGACAAUAUGUCAAGGUUGGAUUUCUUCAGUUUUUUUUUUUUUUAAAUGGUUACACGCUGGCAUUGAAAGCUUAAAACCAAUGCCAUAUGGCAGCGUCCUGUGGCUUUUCUUCUGUUGAUUUGUGCUCAUUUUAUAUCCCCCUUCUAAGCUUUCAAUUCCAUCCAAUAAUCAAACCCCCUACCUUUCUAAGAAGCAUUACUACAUCUCCGUGACUAUUUGAUAUUACUAUUUUUUUUUUUUUAUUUGUACCCUCAUCAUAUAUUUUUUUUUCUGUUUGCAAAUUUCAAGAAAUUGCAUUUGCUUAGUAACCUGUGUUAAUUUACAGGAUGCAGAUAAGAACAUUAUAAAGUUACUAAAGGAGCGUGGGCGCCUUGUGCAUAGCAGUACAUACAAGCACAACUACCCAUUCUGCUGGAGGUGAGAGAGAGCUGUACUGUGGCAUGAUGUAACUAAUCACGUAUUCUAUAUAAAUGACCCGUGACUUAUUUACUAAACUUUAAGUAGUGGAGAAAAGACAAGCGAUUUGCAGGUUUUAGUCCCAAUAUAGCUUGUUGGAGACCUUUUUUCGAGUUCGGUUAUCUUCACCUACAAUUUGCAAUUUGUUGUUUAUUUCUUCAUAUCUCCUAAUCUAGUGUAUUAACCACUUUGUGUCUGUGGAGUAUUGAGCUGCCUCAUUGAACACAAGUGUGAGUUUUAUUAAUGAGAUCCUGACCCGUAGACAUUUUUAUUAAAGCAUUCUGAAGCUCUCAUCCAAAAAAUGUGUUUAAAAGUUGAUAUAGCCAACAUGGAAGUAUAAACUUCCACUUUUGCAUAUCUGUGCAACUAAGGGACUAUAAACACUUGACAGAGCUAGGUAAGUGUGAAACCAUUUGUAACUGAUUUGACAGCUUACAUUGGGAAGGCUCCAGGGAACUCCAGGCACCAUAAGCUCUACAGUACCGUUUAGUAAUUAUGAUGAUAGAAUAUCCCUAUAAAACAGAUGGAUGAGAGUAUCUUGAUGAACAAAGGCAAAGCAACUAAUCUAAUCAUCCGUCUUCCAUAGUACCCUAUUUUGUAGUUUAUCAUGUAUGAGAAUAUAGAUGCGACUGACAGAAGUCAGCAAAUGUAGCUGCUUGAAUAGACAGAGAAUGAUGAUUCAAACAAAAAUGCUUGUACCACCUGGUUCUGUGUCAUUGUUUUUAAAAUGUUAGCAGGCAUGUCAUGUGUGGGUGUGUAGUUGCUUAACCCCCACCACCAAUUACAAUUUAUGGUUGCUUUUAAAACUGCUCUGGAAUGUAUGCCAUUGAAUACAACUUUAAAAAUUACGUUAUUUUUUGAAAAUUAUAUCAUAAUCCAGUCUGGACAAAGCAAAGCUUUACAAAAAAAACCCCUCAUAUUCACUGUGUUGGAAUUUCACUAAAAUUCCAAUGCAGUCAAAAGACAUCAUAAGACAAAGUAAGACUCCUUUUCUAAAGCAUUUUUCCUAUUCCCAACAAAAGGCGGAACUACUGCCUUUAAAUGUUGUCAUUUUCUCCAGCCAUCAUUAGUGACGGCUGUGAAGAAAAAUAUAUUGUCUAUGGAGGCUCCUGUGGUGCCCUGAUGUUGGCUCCUGGCAGAUGAAGCACCAGGAGAUGAAGAGGACCCUCUGUAUGGACAUGGCGACAGCCACGAGGGACCCAUUCAGGUAAGUGAAACGUACCUUUCCUUGUACCCCUGGCAUACCGUUCUCAAGGAUCAAAAUUACCAUCUGGGUCUUUGGAAAAUAUGCCAUACCACAGAAGGUGAAAGAGCCUUUAAGCGUUUAAUAUUGAGUUAUAAACUUAAGCGAGUUAAGCACUUAAAUGCUCAUUAUUCGCCAAGGGUUUAAUCUACUAAACAUUUUGUUGUAAUAAAAACCAAAAAACAAAAACUGAGUUGUCAACAGAGACUUAUAGGAGCACUCUGAGGACCAUAACAUUCUCAUCUGAAUAAGGUUAUGUAUGAUGACAUCACUGGGUGCAGUCUUUCCUGUAGGGCUCAAACUGUUCACAAAAAGGGAUAAGACGAUGCCUGGUGUCCUCCUUGCACCUUAUUAUUCUAAUUAAGUUGUUAUGGUGCAAGGAGUGUCCUAUUUAAAUAGAACGCUGGGAGUAUGGUUAAUGUUGGAGAAUUUUUCCAUAUCAGCCUUUAAAUAAAAUUUAGCAGCUUACUACAGUUCAAUGUUUUGUGAACAAACCACACUGUUUUGUAAACUUUUAUAAAGUCAUUGCGGAAUAACACAUAGGCGUGCUCUGAUGAGUGCUUUACAUUGCUGCCUUGCACAUAGUAACAAGCACUCACAAAAAUAUGUCUUGGCGGCAGGUAAAAUAGGCACAUUUUUAAUCAAGAUUGUUAAGCCCAAUUAUGUUCCCCAAUCAUGUUAAAGGGUUACUCUAAGGACCAUGACCACUUCAGCGAUUUGAAGUGGUCAUGGUUGGAGUAUAUAUGUGCAGUGUAUCAGCUCGAAACACCACUCAUAAUGGUUUGUCUGCACUUAUAUACCGGGGGUUAGUUGUACCCUCGGCACAUGUGAUUUAGGCAGCCCAGAACUCUAUUCCAGUCCACUGGCAACAGGACCUAUUGAGCUCCCGCCUCCCAACGAGAUUUCUUGUUUAAAAAAGUUUUUUUUUAAAAUCCGGUCACUUUGUCAAUACAAGACAGAGGGUUAUGGGAGUCAUGCCUUAUCUGCUGUGUAUACUUGUGUAUCUGUUUAUAUCUCGGUUUCUUAAAGUCUGUGCUGCAUCACUGUAUAUGCCUAUUGGCAGUCAUUAAACUAAUAAAAACGGUGUUCCCUUUUCAGAUCAGAAACUCCUCUCAUUUACAAAGCUGUUCCGAGCUGGUUUGUAAGAGUUGAGCACAUGGUUGAAAAAUUGCUUCAAAACAACAGUCAGUGCUACUGGUAAGAAGGACACUUUAAAACUGUUAACUACUCUUACAUUUUUAAUUUUCAAUAAUUACUUUUACUGUAAAAAUGUCAAAAGUAUUCUCUUUUUAAUAUUAACAUUUAUUUAGUGCCUGGUUAUGUGCUUUGUACUUUUUCCUUUGCAUGUCUCUGUCCCUUGAGGUUUUCCAGUCCCAGUUACCAUUAAAAACUGGACAUGGGAGAGUCAUUCUGUGUAGCUGCUCCUGCUUGUGACCCUAGUACUAUUUCUGGAGGCAGUACAGAACACCCAUAAUAUUUACUGGUAUUAGAGUAGUUGGCAAUCAAACUAAAAGCUUAUAUGGUCAUAUGCUCAUCUUCAUGGUACAGCCACUUACUAUCACUUUAAAGUUCCCUAAAACAAUCUGAUUUACAUGCAGUCCUAUGAUAAAUUAUGGACAGUUUGAAACCCGACUCUCGUUACAGUCCUGGGACAUGCAAGACCUGACACGUCCAAGAUUUGUUGGAGUUACAGUACUCUCCAGAAGUUGCUAUUUGCAACUACUGCCAUUAAUUCAGCCAAUGCUGUCUUGGGAGAAAAGCUGAAGAAAAUCAUACUGUCUUGUCUCCCUAACUCUUUCCUUGUAAGAGAGGAGCGGCUGAAUUAAGGACAAGUCUACAAAAUAUAUAAUGAUGAAUUGUAAAGUAAAAUGCCUCUUGAAAAUAUUGUGAGGGUUAAGCUGUAGCUGCUUUUCUUAAAGGGGCACUACAGUCACCUGAACAACUGAAGUUGUUCUGGUGUCUACUGCCUGUCCCUGCAGGCUUUUUGCAGUAAACACUGUCUUUUUAGAGAAAAUGAAGUGUUUACAUUACAGCCUAGGACCACCUCUAGUGACAACUCAUCAGACUGCCACUAGAGGUGGUUCCUGGGUCAGUGCUGCAGAGUGUAAAGCAUUGGAAUGGCUGAAAUCAACAAUUUUGAUGAUCUCAGCCAAGGAGAGGCAGAGCAGGGACAGGGCCAGCGGUAAUGAUACUUUUUUUUUUUUUUUUGGCUGCUAUAGUGUCAGGAAAAUACACUAGUAUUCCUGACACUAUAGUUCUUUUAAUUUAAAACCUCCCCAAAAUUAUAUGCGCACUAUCCCGAAUCUUUAUGUACAUUUAAAUAACUUGUUUAAUUUUAGUAUCAAUCCAACCGCCAUUAAAGUGUAAGCUCACCUGCCACGUCAAGGCAAAACCUCUUAGAAGAGUCCUACACUAACAAUCCACAUUACUUCUUUCAGCUAAAAGGCAGCAUAUCGAAUGAAACAAUGAGGGGUAUUGUUUAUGAACUCCUAUGCACAUAUUUACCCUAAUAGGGUAAACAUGGGCGUCCGCACAGUAACAUGGCUGUGUAAUUCAGAAGCAAAUACAAACACAAAAAAUUAAACUCUGUGCUGUUCUUAAUUCACCCCCUCUCCUGUCGUGGGCCUGUUGGUAGUGGAGCUGGUGCGACAUUGUGACUCUCUCUCACUCGGCAGCAUCCCUUCCAUAUCAUCAUUAAUGGAUUAGUGCUGCUUUGAAGUGUAACUCCCACUAACCUUGGACAUGUAUGUCCAGUGCUGCCCGUUUUUUAUUUUUUAUUCUUAAUUUCAAAAUAUAAUCAUGUAACAUGAAGGAUACAUAACUCAUGGGAAAUAAUGACUUCUCUAAGUUCCGGAGACAUUCAUUUGCAAUUUUAUAAAGUCUCCAGAACACCUCGAUGGCAUUGUUUCCUCGUAAAACAUGCUUAAUCAUUCUGUAUCCUAAAUUACAGAAUUGCACACCCUGCGACCCAAUCUAUCUAUUCCUUUGCAAUAUUAAACUCUGGUCCCUGUUAGAUUUCAUUGUGAUUUCUACUCCUGUUUAGUAUAUCACAGUAUUAUUUACUAGCACUCUGUAGUGCUGUGUAAGGUGUUAGCUGUUUAUAACUGAAGGACAACAAAGCAAAGCUUUCUGGCUUUGAAUAUCCUUCUUACUAUGGAUUACCUGCCUGCCUUCGGACAUUUUGUCCUCUGUGCCUUGGAGCGAGUGAGGGAGUUGAAUUAAUGAAUCUAAUUAGGGUUUCAUGUUUUGUUUUCCCUGGGGUUCCUUGCACUGGCACCCGAAAAAGAGGCCACUGCCUUUCAUCCCAGAUUAACCUGAGGGAAUAAGAACAGCAUUGUAAUAAUAGAACUGAGGAGGAGUAUGGCCUGUUCUGCUUUCUUUCAGAUGUAUUAAUAACCCAUUUUCUUUCCCUUGCUGGGGGAACAUUCUAUUCCUGCCCUGUGGAAAUUGGGCUUUUUUGCAAACGAUACCUCAGCGUAAUUGGUUUCCUAAUUAGUUUUGUAACUAGUUCAACAAUCUGACAUUAAAAGUGAGAAGGGAGAACUUUGUAUAAACAUGGCUCUGCUAGCGCUCUUUGCUCUUUGGGAUUCUGACCUAAAUAGAAAUCUUUGAGUUAUAUGUGACAAGUGACUGUUAAAUCAGUGAUAUAUGGCUCCAUAAUUCCCUUUAAUUCGAGAGCUUAUUCCUCUUAUUGAUGUGUUAUUAAAGCCUCUUUGUCAAUUUAACCUAGUGAAACUGAAGUUUUAUUUUCUUUCAAACUUUGUAUUCAGUCAAAUUAACAUAUUUAGUUAGAAAUAUUUGAAUUAGGAACACAAUUAUCCAGCUUCAUAACUUCUUCUCCCUUAACACUUUUUCAACUUGGUUGUCUCUUUGUUGAUCAAACCCCAAAGUGUUUUUUACCCAUUUGUGGAGACCCUCAAAGCAUGGAAUGUAAAUGUCAUAAAUACUGUAUUUUCUGGCGUAUAAGAUGACUUUUUAACCCUGGAAAAUCUUCUCCAAAGUCGGGGGUCGUCUUAUACACCGGGUAUAGGGUCUAAAUGGCUGCCGGGGGCGCCCUGCGCCCCCAUCGCCGACCCUUCUAAUGCUGCAGCCACCUGAGCGCUCUAUAGAGAGCGCUCAGACGGCUGCCGCACUGCCUCUCUUCUCACCUCCCCCUUCCCUGUGCAGAGUGGGUGACCGAGCUCCUCUUCGUCCUGUCAGUCCGGGUACCGCGCGGUACAGGAGAUUCAGUUACCUGUUCCCGGCCGGACUGAAAGGAAGGGGGGGGGGGUAGUAAAAAUAAUGGAGGGGGGGAGUAAAAAGAAUAUAUCACAAUUAGCCUCCUGUGUGCUAGACCAGCAGGCAUGGAUUAUAUGCCCAAACAGCCUGGCACAUACCUGGGCUUUAAAUGCUAUUUCAGAUUAUCAUUAUUUAAUGUCUUGCUGUGUAGCUCUGUCUGCUCACUGUACAUCAUGGCUAAUUUUUAUUUGGUGUGCAUUGGAAGAGGGGUAGUCUUAUACGGCGAGUAUAUCCUAAACUCUAUAUUUUAAUUGGAAAAGUUGGGGGUCGUCUUAUACGCCGGAAAAUAUGGUAUGUCUCCUAAAGAAAGAUCAUAUUUAAUGCUCCAUAUGUGAGAAAAGGACAUAACUGGAUUAUUGACCGUGAGGGGGUCGAGACAGAAAUGGAGAAAUAUUGUAACAGUUGCUUUAUAUGUCUCAAAGAUUUUAAAAUCAGAUGUAAAUACAUGGAAUGCAUGAAAUAUAAGAAAUCUAUAAUGACCAUUUUAAUAUUAUUUAGCCCAUACAUUAACUCAAAUUUGUACUUUUUGAUCACCGUUAUAUAUUACAAUGAAAAAUUAAAGGAGCUCUAUACAUAUAUUUACAAUAUAUAUUUAUUUCUGACUCUAUAGUGUUAAAGCCACCAUCUAGCCUUCCUGGCCCUCUCUUGCCUCCCUAAAUAUAGUAAAAUCUUACUUGUAUUCAAGCUUGAAGCUGCUGGCUCUGCCCCUGUCUGCCUCAGACCUGCAAGCUGUCUGCUGACAUCAUCAGAGUGUUGUUCUGAGCCAAUCACAGUGCUUCCCCAUAGGAUUGACUGAGACUAUCAAGGAGGCAGAUCAGGGGCAGAGCCAGCACAAUUCAAACCAAGCCCUGGCCAAUCAGCAUCUCCUCAUAGAGAUUAAUUGAAUCAGUGAAUCUCAAUGAGGAAAGUUCAGUGUCUGCAUACAGAGGGAGGAGACACUGAAUGUUUGGAUGCAUUUUAGGCAACCAUGACCCAGGAAGAAUCUCUAACAGCCAUCUGAGGAGUGGCCAGUGGAGUUAUCACUAGGUUGUAAUGUAAACACUGCAUUUUCUCUUAAAAGACUGUGUUUACGGCAAAAUGCCUGAAGGUAAUGAUUCUACUCACCAGAACAAAUUCAAUAAGCUGUAGUUGUUCUGGUGACUAGUGUGCCCCUUUAAGCUGUAGUUGUUCUGGUGACUAUAGUGUCCCUUUAAGAUUUAUUUCCCCUUUAUGUGUAGUCUGAUGAUUUUAAAAACAGGGCAUCAUAUGAUCAAGCAGAAUUUGCCUUGAAUAUUCUACUUAUUAUAUUCUCAUUUCUUUCCCAAUUUAUUUAUCAUUUGUGAAAAAGUUUGAUAUUGUAAAAUAGCCUUGUCUCCAAAUUACAAAUUGUACUUUUUUUUUUUUUCCAUCAGGGUACCCGAAUUUGUGAGAGAGAAGAGGUUUGGUAAUUGGUUGAAGGAUGCAAGAGACUGGGCUAUAUCCAGGAACCGGUACUGGGGGACACCCAUUCCAUUGUGGGUUAGCGAGGACUAUGAAGAGGUUGGUCUGUGAAAGGAAAAGAGGGAAAAAAAAUUCUUUAGUACAGACACCUGCAUUAAUGCUUUUGUGAGCUUUAAGUAACAAAUCCUAUUGCUGUAACAACAGUUUAAAAAGUCAUUUUUUAUUUUUUUCCAUUUAAUAUGACUAUAUUGCCAUAGUCUUCCACUUAUGUUUAAAUGUAUCUGUGUUUCCUGCAGGUUGUCUGUGUGGGCUCUAUAGCCGAGUUAGAAGAGCUGAGUGGCGUGAAAGUGACAGACUUACAUCGGGAAAGGUGAGACUCUGAGACUUGUAUCUAAAUACAUUUUUCUUUUAAAGGUUGUUCCAAGCAUUUAAAUGUUCCGUUUGUAAGGUGCCAAGCAUACAAUUUAUUUUAUUCAGUGCACUUGGCUAAAAAGACCAUUUACUUUUACUGAUUUUCACAUCUUUCAUUUUGGGUUAUGAGAGUUCCCUUUUAACCCCUUAAGGACACAACUUCUGAAAUAAAAGGUAAUCAUGACGGAAUAUUUCCGUCAUGUGUCCUUAAAGGACCACUAUAGGCACCCAGAUCACUUCAGCUUAAUGAAGUGGUCUGGGUGCCAGGUCCAGCUAGGAUUAACCCUUUCUUCUAUAAACAUAGCUGUUUCAGAGAAACGGCUAUGUUUAUAAUAGGGUUAAUCCAGCCUCUAGUGGCUGUCUCAUUGACAGCCGCUAGAGGCGCUUCCGCGCUUCUCACUGUGAUUUUCACAGUGAGAAGAUGCCAGUGUCCAUAGGAAAGCAUUGAGAAUGCUUUUCUAUGGACUGGCUGAAUGCGUGCGCAGCUCCUGCUGCACAUGCGCUUUCAGCCGAUUAAGUCGCUAUGGAGGAGGAGAGUUCCCUGCCCGGCGCUGGAGAAAGAGGUAAGUUUAACACCUUCCUCCCCCUAGAGCCCGGCGGGAGGGGGACCCUGAGGGUGGGGGCACCCUCAGGGCACUAUAGUGCCAGGAAAACGAGUAUGUUUUCCUAGCACUAUACAGGGAGUGCAGAAUUAUUAGGCAAGUUGUAUUUUUGAGGAUUAAUUUUAUUAUUGAACAACAACCAUGUUCUCAAUGAACCCAAAAAACUCAUUAAUAUCAAAGCUGAAUAUUUUUGGAAGUAGUUUUUAGUUUGUUUUUAGUUAUAGCUAUGUUAGGGGGAUAUCUGUGUGUGCAGGUGACUAUUACUGUGCAUAAUUAUUAGGCAACUUAACAAAAAACAAAUAUAUACCCAUUUCAAUUAUUUAUUAUUACCAGUGAAACCAAUAUAACAUCUCAACAUUCACAAAUAUACAUUUCUGACAUUCAAAAACAAAACAAAAACAAAUCAGUGACCAAUAUAGCCACCUUUCUUUGCAAGGACACUCAAAAGCCUGCCAUCCAUGGAUUCUGUCAGUGUUUUGAUCUGUUCACCAUCAACAUUGCUUGCAGCAGCAACCACAGCCUCCCAGACACUGUUCAGAGAGGUGUACUGUUUUCCCUCCUUGUAAAUCUCACAUUUGAUGAUGGACCACAGGUUCUCAAUGGGGUUCAGAUCAGGUGAACAAGGAGGCCAUGUCAUUAGAUUUUCUUCUUUUAUACCCUUUCUUGCCAGCCAUGCUGUGGAGUACUUGGACGCGUGUGAUGGAGCAUUGUCCUGCAUGAAAAUCAUGUUUUUCUUGAAGGAUGCAGACUUCUUCCUGUACCACUGCUUGAAGAAGGUGUCUUCCAGGAACUGGCAGUAGGACUGGGAGUUGAGCUUGACUCCAUCCUCAACCCGAAAAGGCCCCACAAGCUCAUCUUUGAUGAUACCAGCCCAAACCAGUACUCCACCUCCACCUUGCUGGCGUCUGAGUCGGACUGGAGCUCUCUGCCCUUUACCAAUCCAGCCACGGGCCCAUCCAUCUGGCCCAUCAAGACUCACUCUCAUUUCAUCAGUCCAUAAAACCUUAGAAAAAUCAGUCUUGAGAUAUUUCUUGGCCCAGUCUUGACGUUUCAGCUUGUGUGUCUUGUUCAGUGGUGGUCGUCUUUCAGCCUUUCUUACCUUGGCCAUGUCUCUGAGUAUUGCACACCUUGUGCUUUUGGGCACUCCAGUGAUGUUGCAGCUCUGAAAUAUGGCCAAACUGGUGGCAAGUGGCAUUGUGGCAGCUGCACGCUUGACUUUUCUCAGUUCAUGGGCAGUUAUUUUGCGCCUUGGUUUUUCCACACGCUUCUUGCGACCCUGUUGACUAUUUUGAAUGAAACGCUUGAUUGUUCGAUGAUCACGCUUCAGAAGCUUUGCAAUUUUAAGAGUGCUGCAUCCCUCUGCAAGAUAUCUCACUAUUUUUGACUUUUCUGAGCCUGUCAAGUCCUUCUUUUGACCCAUUUUGCCAAAGGAAAGGAAGUUGCCUAAUAAUUAUGCACACCUGAUAUAGGUUGUUGAUGUCAUUAGACCACACCCCUUCUCAUUACAGAGAUGCACAUCACCUAAUAUGCUUAAUUGGUAGUAGGCUUUCGAGCCUAUACAGCUUGGAGUAAGACAACAUGCAUAAAGAGGAUGAUGUGGUCAAAAUACUCAUUUGCCUAAUAAUUCUGCACUCCCUGUAGUGGUCCUUUAAGGGGUUAAGCAUAAAUCAAGCCAGCUGCUUUAAUUUGUAUUAUAACAGAGGUUUCUCUAUUGGUAAUUGAUUUCUUCCUCUUCAUCUACUUCAGUGUGGACAGUAUCACCAUCCCCUCACGGCGUGGGAAGAGCCCACUGCGACGUGUUAAUGAAGUCUUUGACUGCUGGUUUGAGAGUGGCAGCAUGCCCUAUGCCCAGGUGCACUACCCUUUUGAGAACAGAAGGGAGUUUGAAGACAGUUUUCCUGCUGACUUUAUUGCUGAGGGCAUUGACCAAACUAGAGGAUGGUAAGUACAAAAAUCCAAAUAUUUUGGAAAGCGGCAGAUUCCAUUCUUCGGUUUCAGCUCAGAAAUCAGUAAUGCAAGGCCAAUGCACUACAAUAAAAUGUAAAUGUAAUUCUGUUCAGAUUAACCUUUUUUUUUUUUUUUUUCUCUCUCUCUCUCUGUGACUCCAUGUUAGGUUCUACACACUUCUGGUGCUUUCUACAGCUCUGUUUGGCCAGCCACCAUUCAAGAAUGUCAUAGUGAAUGGUCUUGUCCUGGCCAGGUAAAUACUUUUUUUUCUUUUCUGAUGGGACUUUGCAAACUUAACAAUUGUAUGCAUAGCGAAAGGUUCAAGGUGUCCGGGAAGGAUUAAUGCCAUUUUGCUUCUAAUGUCUGUUAAUUGGAGCUCUGAAAUCUGAAUGUAUCGUUAUUUGCCAGCAGCUGUAAUUUUUCAGUUGUUAAAUGGGAUGUCUUUAGAAUUUAAUGUUAAAAGACCACUCCACACUUAAAAUCUUUUAAAAAGUCUAUUUUGUAGAUAUAACCCCAAUUAAUACAUGCGUGCAUUUUUUUUCAAUCAUAUGCGUAUUCAUUGGGAAUAUAUAUUUAAACAACUUAAAAUAGCUGCAUUUAUUUUGAACUGCAGGCUUUGCAAGCCCUCACUCUCUUCCCCUGGAAGAGACUUUAAGUCUGUUCGUGAGGAAAUAACCAAUCCCGCACACUGCACAGCUUUCAGAAAGAAAGCUGGUCUGAUCUGAAAUCGGCGGAGAGGCAUGCGGGCAGAGACAGGCGCAUUUAUGUAGAGCAUAUCUGUCACUUUUGUUAGCUCAGGGGAGCAAACAGAAACAGGAAGUUAACCUAUCUGGCUUUUUGACAACCAGAGCAGUGUUUCAUAAUAAUAAAGUGUUGUUUUCUCAUAGAUAUCAGCAUUUGUUAAAGUGCCUUUUAAAUGUGAUCGCCUCACCCAUAAAGCCCUUCAGCAAGCUGACGUGCUUUGUGGGUGGAGUUGUCCUUUAAGCUGCACUCUAAUGUGCGAUUGGCUGCACGUAUGCUAAUCAUGAUACUAAAUCAUGCUUACACCUAUCUGUGGAUUAGCAUGAGGAGUUGUCUGCAUAUUUAAAUAAAAACUACCACAGAUUUAGUAUCAUAAGACUUCUUAGAUGUGUUUUUGUCUUUAUUUGUUUAAUAAUUGUGGCAUUCAGUUGUAUACAUAACACCAAGUGUCACUAAGUUCUGCACUACCAGUUCUUAGCUGUGCAUGAGCACAAUCGCCACAGAUUAUUCCUUCCAAUAGAAGGGUUUGAUUUAAUUUUACAUGGUGCUUUCUGGUUAAUGAUGACAAAGAGCCCUCUGAAUGUAAUUACGUUCUGUAAUGUAUUCACUCUGAACAUCACUGUUGCUUAUAUAGGGGGUGUCCUUUUGUAUCAUGUUUGUUUUGUAUUUUUCUUUUUUUUUUAUAUGGAAUAUUCUAAUAGGAUAAUGUUAGUCUCUUUCUUGUAUGUAUUGUAUCACAACUAAAAAGAUUUUAACUAAAAAGAUAAUAUAGUAAUUUAUUAUAUUAGCAAAAAAUGGUAAAAUGUCCUGCUUAUUCAUUUUUGUCAGGAAGAUGAUGGCAUUUUCUGUGAAUUACACUUCUUAAAUAUGCCAACACAUAAAUAUCCUUAGUGAGCAUGGUGCCAAUAUACAGUAAGUGCAUCUGCACCAAGCACAUCUACUGUACAAGACAUUGCAUGAUGACUUUGCAGCUUGCAAAGAAUCCCCAUGACUUUGACCUACAGAACCUGUUGUAGGGAGAGAAAGGUUUAAAAACUUUUUAGAGUGGGAAGAUCAUCUUCAUGGGAAACGACCGGAGCCAAAACAACUUUAGCAAAACACAAUACUGCUCUAUUCUCUGCCAGUCAGAGUUAAAUCACUUUGUUUAUGCAGCCAUAGUCACACCUCCCUGCAUGUGACUUCCUAAACACUUUAUGAAAAGAGUCAUCUUAAUGUUUAGACUUCCUUUAUUGCAAAUUCUGUUUAAUUUAGAAUGUUCUCUCUCUGGUGCUUGCCACAUCCUGCAAGAGUCUAUGUGUGAUUAAAUUCAAUUUACUGCGCAGGACAUAAAAACCUAUAAAGGAAGUUAACAUCUGAUUGAAAAAUGACGCCAGGGAAGGUGUGGUUAGUGCUGCAUAAAAAGAAGCAUAAGUUAUUUAACUAUUAAAUGGCGGAGAAUUGAACAGUGAGACUCCAUUCUCUAUACACCAAAACUGCUUCAUAAAGCUAAAGUUGUUUUUAUGACUAUAGUAUCGCUUUAAUAUUGUGCUACAUGUUUCAGUGUCAUGAACACAACACCUAGUUCUCUUCAUGAAAAUACAUCCUGAACUUCUCAGAAAAACUCUUUGUUACAGGUUACCUGGUAUAGCAGAGUUCAGUAGAGGGGCAUCUUGUCUGACAUGCUGUAAUAGAUACUAUUUUAUUUAUUUAUGGUUGUCUUCUUCUUUUUGUUUUCUCUCUCUCCUCUCAAAUAGCGAUGGUCAGAAAAUGAGCAAAAGCAAAAAAAAUUACCCAGACCCAAUGAACGUAAUCCAUAAUUAUGGAGCAGAUGCACUCAGGUUAGUAUCCACAGUCCUCUGCAAGUGAUUUUGAUGUCUUUAUGUAUGUAUUCUGUGUGGCCAUUGAGUGUGUUUGGUUCACCACCUGCUUAAACAUCCCACAUGGUUCAUGGUACAGCAUCAUUACAUUAAAAGAAGCUGAACAACACUGACCUAUUAGCAUGUCAAUAUGAAAUGUUAGUGCCACUCAAGAAGAAAAAGUAGUAUGAGGAGUUUUAGAGGUUUGGUUGUGCAUACCCCUUUCUCGUUUGUUGUCUCUGUAUUGGGAUAACUGCUUGGGAGUUCUCUUUGCGUGUAUGCUUGACUGAAGUUUGCCCCAGAAGACUCUGGAAUUAUGAUCUAAGCCGGGGAUAGGCAACCUUUGGCAUGGUAGAUGUUGUGAACUACAAAUCCCUUAAUACCUUAACAACAUUUUGGCUAUAAGAGAAUUAUGGGAGAUGUAGUCCACAACCUUUGGAUUGCCAAAGGUUGCCUACCCUUCUCUAAGCCGUCAGAAUGCUGGAAUUUUUGUUUUACUCUGCAUAGCGUUGUAUUUUAAUAGCCUGCAAAUUGCAGAUCUCUAACAUUGAUGUUCAUGCAGGAUCUGUUAAAACUAAGAGUUCAUAUACCUGAUUCUGCUUUUUUGAGCAGCUGUUUGUUAGGAAAUAAUAACACUUUAAACAAAGUGCGUUGAUAUUUCAAGCGAUUACCCCACUUGCCCUCUGCAGACUCACUCUUGAUGGCUUUUCCAUGCUGUUUGUUUGAUUUUUGCGGGCCAAGUUCUGUAUUCUGUUAAGCUUUCCUCUUGCUUGUCUUGUCAGAAAUCAGACUUCUUAACCUUGUAGAGUCAAAAGUUGUUUAUACAGAGAGUGGCAGUUUAUACUUGCAGGCAACACCAGGGCUUUCCUCACUGCCAUUAAAGGGCAAUCUGUAUUCGCUAUGAUCUCACCACUGGCCUCAUACUCUAGGGGAAAACCCAGAACAAGUUGAUGUCAAACUUAACUGUUUAGCAGGUGAUUCAGAUAAUCUGUUGUGAUCAUCUGACACCCAGAAUUGUUGGUUUAAGUGACAAACUUAAAUAUAGUUGGAAUAAAAAAAGUUAAGUUUCUGGAUACUAUUAUAUAUACAUGCCUUUUAUCCCAAGCAGGGGUGUGUUUCAGGCUGCAGUGUGGAGCUUGUAUGCAGCCGAGUCUCCAACAUUGAUUCACUUUGACGUGCAAUGCGUUACUUGGUUUUAUGUGGAAUUAAAGGAGAGGCACCUUACUAGGUCUCCUGUAUCUAUUUCAUGGUAAAACAAAGCACUGAAAAGAAUGAGGACUUCACUGACUGAUGGCAACUAUGCUGAUUGAUGUCACUAAUACUGAUUAGCUGAGAGGCAGUGGUGAGUGUAAAACAGCAUUUAAAGAUUCACUUUCAGGUGGUAGCUGAGAUUUUAGCACUAUCAAAGAAGCAAAAGUUAGAAUCUAAGCACCAUCACAACUUUGCAUACUUACGAAGCUGAUGGUGUAUAUAUCAUCUCGAGAAUUGCUGUAGGAGUGACUUAGAAUUGUAGUGAUUUUGUAAAACAUGUCUGCCGUUCUAAGAUAUCCCCUCAGAGCAGUCAACUAGGCAUCUGAAAUGGCUCCAUUCUAGGCUGACUGUGUCAGUUGUGUCCACCUUGUGUGUCAACCUUGUGCCAGUGGUGUGUGCACUCUGGACACACAACUUGGCCUGAGCACUCUACUUUCAGGAGAAAGAUCAGAGUGCGGGCCACCCAUGGCUGAUUGCAAUAAACCGUGAACCCAGGUAUGUCCACAAUGUGGUAUGAAUGUUAUCCAUUUACACUGUAUUUCCCUUCAUCAUGUAGAUGGUCAGAAUUCUACUUUUUCUAUAAACUUCUGCUGGAUAGGGCCUAAUCUGGUAAGCAGACCAUGUAGACCAGAAUGAGACUAUAUUGCCUGAGAUCUAUUACUUGUUAGGGAAAGUACUUUUACCUGUUUGGGUCCUAUAGAAACACUGUCAGAACUGAAGUAAAGCAAUGUGCAAAUUGUGAAUCCCAUCGAUGGCCAUGUUUACGCUUUAGAAUAUGUCUAUUCUCAAUCAAAUUCUGGACGUGAAGAAAUCUACCUGACAAAAGGGUUAAUUUAUAUAUCUGCAAUGGACAUAAAAACCCUGGCACGUUGUCUAAGAGCACUAGGUUAUCUGCUGUUUGGUGUUUCCUUUACAUGACCUAUAAAAGCUGCCAUGUUACUAAUAUAAUCCCUUUCCUUCUAUCCCUCCAGACUGUACCUUAUUAAUUCCCCUGUGGUAAGAGCAGAAAACCUACGUUUUAAAGAAGAGGGUGUCCGAGAUGUGUUGAAAGAUGUUUUCCUGCCGUGGUACAAUGCCUACCGCUUUCUAAUGCAAAAUAUUUACAGGCUGCACAAGGUACAACUAAUAGCAACGAUACAUAAAAUCUGAAGAAGAAGCUCUCCUUACAUACUCUGCAAGUUCUCCCCCUUCCCCAUGUACUUGUGCUUUUAGAUACAGGAAUAUUGUAUAGCAUUUAUAUUUAGUUGUUAUGCACAAAUGAUUGUAACCAAAGCAUGUUGGUUCAGCUUUUAAUAUGUAGAGUAGGGAUUCUUAAUCUCCGUUCUUUCUUCUUCAAAUCUGUUCAGUGGCCCAUUAAUCAAUUUUAAUAUUAUAUCUUCUAUAAUAAAUUCUCCAAAACAUCUUUAUUUAGAUCGUUCUAACUUAAAGACGCAUUUGCUCCUAGCAGUGCUGCUAUUGGAAACAGCUGUCGCAGUUGAUCUGGACCAGAAAUCUGAUGUUUCUUUUUCAUUCCGUGUACAACUAAAAUAGCUUGGGACUAGUUUUGGGUCCUGGUGUAGGGAUUAAGAGCCACUCAUGUAGCCCAUAAUGACUGUAUCCUACUAACAGCAGGAGGAAUCUAAAUGGCAAGAGUGAUAUUUGUUGAAGAAUUUUUAAAGGUUUACUGCAAAAAAGCAAACCAAAAAAGGCUAAGUUCUAGCUACAGGCUGAUCCUCCUCCUUUGUCGUUUCUCCCCCUCACUGUGGGGGGGAGGACGACAGGUUAAGGGGAAGACGUGGACAGCCGGGGGAGGAGGGGGCUGGGGGAGCUUGCCGCCAUUGGACACGUCAUCUGCAUGCUGUGUGUGCAGACAUCAAAAGUCCAAUAUGCACAGAACAGAUAUUAUCCAGCUAUGAACCAUGAACACUGGUUCUGGCUGGUUGUUAGUGUCCCAAAUAUAGUACCAGAGGUGGAGUUACACCUGUAGCAGCAAAGGGGUUCAACUCUGUGUGUGUGUGCAGCGUUUUGCUGUGUGAAUGCUGCACAUACAGAUAGCCUCCAGGCACUUCAUGGUGCUUGAAGUCACCUUUGAAGUAUAAGUAAAAAGUUAUGUUUUUGCUCCUCAGGAAGAGAACGUCCAGUUCCUGUUUAAUGAGAACACUGCAAAGCCAAGCAGCAACAUCAUGGACAAAUGGAUUAUUUCUUUCACUCAAUCACUCAUCCAGUUUUUCAAGUCUGAAAUGUCAGGUAAGGGGAUUUCCUCUGAGCAUAGUUCACCAAGGUCUUCCUAUGAUAGUAAAAAAUGAGAACCAAGUGAAAAGACCUGCAAGAUCUCAUUGAGAUUCUUUCUUUCAGAAUACAAAUUGUACACUGUGGUUCCUCGACUUGUAAAGUUUGUAGACAUGCUCACAAACUGGUAUGUGAGGAUGAAUCGCAGAAGAUUAAAGGUAAGAUGUCUUUUGUUUGGCAAAUAGGUAAACACAAACCUUGCAGAACACAAUGCAUAUUCCCUGUACUUGGUGUACUUGGUGAAUAACUAGUUGCCUUGAUAUAGCUCUUUGUGGAUGUGGGCAUCAAUCUUUGGCCAUACAUUCUUAUCUUUGGUUUCUUCCCUUAGGGUGAGAACAGCACAGAAGACUGUAUGAUGGCGUUGGAGACAUUGUUCAGCAUUCUAUUCUCCAUGUGCAGGUUAAUGGUGAGGAAUUACAUUCUGUUACAUUCUGUUGUGUUAAGAACAUUGUCAGUUAUUGAAAAUUGUGAUUUAACAGAAAAUAACAUUUUAGGCUAAAAUAGCAUAGUUAACCUUAAGGAUUUUUUCCAAUUUGAAUAUAUUGUCCUAAAAUAUGAAAUUUUCUUUGAGUUUACUUUGAGUGACGUUAGAAAUAUCUUCGUUCUUAGUCUUCACGUUGUCUUGUUAACACAAUCUUAUUCUGUUUCUAUAACUCACACAGGCCCCCUUCACCCCAUUCAUCACCGAAAUGAUGUAUCAAAAGCUAAGGCUACUGAUUGAUCCAACCUCAAUGCAAGAUAAGGACACGCAGAGCAUUCAUUACCUCAUGCUACCUGCAGGCAGGUAAAUUAUCUCAAUGCACAGUAACUGAAUUGUGGUAUAUGAUGUGAGACAACCAUGGGAUUUGUUGGACCAUGAACCCAGUUCUAUUGCUUUAACAAUUUAGCUCCGUAGGUUAAAUCUCAAUAUUGAAUUGUAUGUGUGUAGAACUUCAAUUUAUAUGUUUUCUUUCUUUAUAUCAAGAGAGAACUUGAUUGACAAGAAGAUUGAGAGUGCUGUGUCCCACAUGCAGUCAGUCAUUGAGCUUGGGCGAGUGAUUCGUGACCGGAAGACCCUACCAGUCAAAGUAAUCUUGCCUUAUUUCUUCUUGGUCAUUUUUUUGUGACUAUGCCAUGUGCAGAUAAAAGGCUUGUGUCACACCAUGUCAUUCACAGCUAUUUUGCAACCAAUCUUCUUUAUUUCACAGUAUCCAUUGAAAGAAGUGAUUGUCAUCCACCAGGACCCAGAAGCCCUAUCUGAUAUAAAAUCCUUGGAGAAGUACAUUGUGGAGGUGAGUAGAAAAGGGGUUCCAGCAUCCACAACCAUUCCAUGUCAUAAAAAUGUCAACUUACUUGUGCAUGGGCCUGAAUGUUCCUUUAUAUAAUUAGUGAUAUGACAUUUAAUAUUUUCAUUGCUAGAGGGAAGAUAAUUGUAGCACAAUAAGUAUAUUUUUCAUUUGUUAUAGGUAUAUCUUAGAGCUUUGCUGUCAUGGUUUUUUUUUUUUUGUCAAUCUUUAUUUUUGCAGUGCUUGAGUAACAUAAACAAGCUCGUAUCGCCACAACAGCAUGUACAAGCAAAAACAGUAAUACAGUGAAUACAGUAUUAUGGCAUGCAAGAAUGACACAAUUUUUUUGUUAAUAAAUUGCAGGUUAGGUACUUAUGUCUUAAGUUAUAGCCUGUACUAGUUAGGUAAAACCGAGGUGAAAAUAAGACAUAUCGCUUGAUAAUAAAGGAUUACUACCAUGAAAAGCGUGUCUUAGAGCCGUAUAACGUCAGCUUGUUCCGGUCGGAGAGGCAGUAGGGAGAUCGGCCGCUUCUCCCAGGCUCUCACCUCGAGGUAGGCCCCAGUGGCGGUGUGGGCUCAAUCUGCUUGUCGGACGCCUGGAAACCCUUGUGCUGUAGCAGGGUAGCUUGCAGGUAGGUAUCAGCACAAAUUUAGCUGUUUGUUUGCUUUCGAAAUACUGUUUUUAGGUGAUAAUUGUCAACUUUUGUACAGAGCCCACACUGCAUGCCUUUCAGUUUGGCAGCCAGGCCCCGCCCCAUGUUUUUUUUUUUGCAUUCAUAUAAAACGAAUAGGUGGAUGAUGAAUAACUUCAGCCUUUCUGACCUGUACAAAUCAGAGACACCAAAUUAAUAAUAUUUAGUUUAAAGGUGAUCUUGUAACACCCCAACGUCUAAUGUCCGGCGUACUUUCUUCACUCUGCAGGAGCUGAAUGUAAGGCAAGUAACCGUGUCCACCAACAAGGACAAAUAUGGGAUCCGUUUAAGAGCUGAACCAGACCAUAUGGUACUUGGAAAACGUCUGAAAGGGGCUUUUAAAUCUGUCAUGUCUGCUAUCAAGGAACUUAAAAGUGAUCAGCUGGAAGAGUUCCAGAAAACAGGUACGUGUAUGUGUACUCCAAGUCUGUGUGCUUGUAUAUCUAGGUGUGAAGGAUUGAUUUUACUGGAAAACAGAUGUUGUUUUUAUAUAUGUGUAGUAAAAUUUACUUGUGUUACCCACAGGCACAAUACUAGUGGAAGGGCAGGAGCUUCAUGAAGAGGACCUCCGCUUACUAUACACCUUUGAUCAGGUGGCAGGAGGUGAUGCACAGUUUGAAGCUCAUUCUGAUGCCCAGGUAAUAUGAUGUAGACAUUUAUUCAGAGAAUGUUGUAAGGUGAACACCGUGGGUAUAUUUUCUCAGACACGUUUCUAGCUGUUAACAUUCUGAUUUGAUUUUUUUUAUAACAGAUAUCCUUAUCACAUAAAUCUGGUAUAGAGGUUGAACAAAAGCUCUCCGAUUGUGCCAUUGUAUUUUUCAAUAUUUUUAAUGUCUUUUUUUUGCCUUUUCAUUCAUGCUCCUCAACUUUCUUUUCUCACAACAGGUAUUGGUUCUACUGGAUGUUACACCAGACCAAUCUAUGGUGGAUGAAGGUGUUGCAAGAGAAGUGAUUAACCGCAUCCAGAAACUAAGGAAAAAGGUUGGACAUUUGUUCUGCUGUCAUUGACCCAAAACGUGAUUUUUAUUUUUUUUCCCACAAGUUUGCAGAUCCACCCUUUAAUUCAGCAUUGCUCAUGGAUAUUAUGGUUAAUUUUAAGCAUACGGUAUGUUUUUAUAAAUGAGGACUCUUUGUGCCCUGGACAAACCAAAGCAGGCUUCUUAACGUUAACAUAUGGCUCCUUCCUAGCUAAAUUACCCUUGGUUACAUACUAGAGACCCAGACAGAGUUCAUAUACUCUUCAUUGUGUUCUAAAGAAAAUAAGACCUAGAACUACUCAUGAAAAUGUAAUUUGGUUUGGAAUAAUUGCUUCUCUUGUAGUUACACUAUCAGAUAAUUGCUGUUUCUCGCAAUGGCAUUUUCAAGACUUGAAAAAGUUAAAAGUAGGGGCACUUCAAGCUGCUUAAAAUAUGAACUUUUCUAACCCAUUAAGAGCCAUAACCCAGUCAAAGGAAAUAUAUUUAUUUUGCAAAAAGACCUAUUGUAGACAGAUCUCACUAUAAUUGUCAAAUCUCUUAUAGUUUACAGCAUUGAGUUUUAGUAAUCUCAAUAAUGGAGUGUAUCUUUUAUAGUAGGUUAAAGUGAAUCUGUCACGCCCCAAAUACCUUAUGCUCAUUAGCUUGAGCAUAAAAUGAUAUCUUUUUUCCAGUAAAUGGAUAUAUUGAGAGGAAACCCUUUUUAACGUUAGUUUAAAAAAAAUAAUAAUUCUGUCAUCUGUCUCUCAAUUCCUCGGCAGCCACUCAAUGCCGAAGAUUUGAGAGACAGGCAAAGCAGAAGACCCUCUGUUCUCCACCCAUAGCAGAGAGGAUGUGCUGUGGUUGCUAUGGCAACUCCCUAGCCAGUGCAUUAAUUGCUGGCUUAGGAGUAUAGGAACGGAGUGAUGUGACAUCGCUCCGUUCAGACACCGGCACGCUGGAAAAAUACAUGGAGGAGGUUUGCCCUGCUUGGGGAAGUGUCUCCACUCACCUCAGAGAUUACAAAAAUCCAGUUAAGACCCUUAAAGCACUUUAGCUUGCUGAAGUGCUUUAUGUGUGAAGAGUGUGUGCUUUUUUUUUUUCCCCCCAUUUAACAGAAGGUUCAAAUUUUAAUAGAAUUGUGCAAUUUUAUAAAUUGGCUUUGUUACACUCCCUGGAUGUCCAACAACCAAUCUGGUUUGAUUAGCUCAGUGGAGCUAGAUUCAAGAGUCAGGCAGUUGCUCAGUGUACCUGCCUGCAAAGUCUUCUAAUUAAGCUGCAUUGGGAAAUCUGUGAUUGGACAGACACAGAAAGUCAGGGCAGGGUUAGAAGGGAAGGGCUUGCACAGACUGCAGACGAGAUCUUCAGAUUUUGCAAUUUUUGCAGAUUUUGCAAGCUGUUUUUAUAUGUAACCUUGCUUGUUUUCAUUGCGGUAUCACUACGAAACAGGGAUAUAUAGAUAGAUUUAUUUCUUUAUUGGGAUUUGGGCAGCAGUGUGUCCCUUUAAGGCAGCAACUAAAAUAUCCAUCCACAUGAUGGCUAAACUGUGGGAUGGCUGUGCAUGGAAUAGUGGUUCUCAAAUGUCUGGAAGUGUGUGUGUAUGACUCACAUGAGUUCAUUUAUCCAUCUAAUGCUUAAUCUGGGGCACAGCAGAUUAAUAGAUGUGUUACAUUAAGUGCCUGUUAGUUAAUUUGUUAAUGGUACAUUGUCUUCUGUGUUUUCGAAUACAGUACCUGCAAUUGUCUCUCUUUAAUUCUAAUCAGAGUAUUUAUUUACAAUUCUUAUGGUAAGUUGAUAUACUUGACAUCUUAACCUUGAUACUUUUUUUUCUAGGGAAAUUUAGUUCCCACUGAUGACAUCACCAUCUACUACCAGUCGCAGCCCAAAGGAGAUUACUUGCAGUCUGUAAUUGAGAGGCACACGGACUUCAUUUUAGCCACUGUCAAGUCUCCGCUUAAACCUUACCCAGUGCCAGCCUCAUCUGUAGUUAUUAUUAAGGAAACGACCCAGGUACGUAGUUUGUAGCCUUUUUAACUUACUAAUGCGUUACUUGUCCAUUUCUUAAAAUGCAGUUCCCAUUCAAAAGGGGUUCAGACAUUUGUUGCUCAGUUAGCCUUUUCAGAAAAUAUAUAUUGUUUUUCAGUGGUUGGACUCUCGUUUUUAUUUUUUAAUUAUUUUUUUAAAUGCUUUUUUUAAUGUUUAUUUUUUUAUGACCUCUGCCAUCAACCAAGCAGCCAAUUAAAAUUCUGGGAUUGAAACCAUAAGAUACGCUCGUAAAAUAGUAAAUGUAAAAUAAAGUUAUACCUAAAAUGUAUUUGUUAAAUAUCUCACUUUAUUCCCCAAUAAUUACAUUUUCACUCAUAGCCAUUUGGUUUGUAAUCUGUAAAGUUUAAGUAAAAGUUGUGAACCUCUUUUCUGGAGGUACUUUUUUCUAAAGUCUAUAAUUAGUUAAUAUGUUGCUGCUCUAAGCUAAAUAUUGGCAAAUCUGCUGCUUUUUCUAUCCUUGCAGUAAUUUAAAAAAGAAAAAAAAAAUGCCUCCUGCUUUGUUUUUCUAGCUUCUGAAUUCUGCAAACAUUAAGUAAGGUUCAUGCUUUCUAUCUAUUAUCCAUUCUCUUCAGUUGAAAGGCUCAGAUCUGGAAAUAACACUAGUGAAAGGAUCAUCGGAGGCUGCAGAAGAGGCUUCUGGACCAGCAUGCACCUUUGUCAAUCUACAGAUAGCUGUUAAUGGUACAGAACAAAGUAAGAACUGAAACAUUAUAUCCGUGACCUUGGUUUAACUUCCUUUGGGAUUGCAUGUCUCAGCUUCCAUCCCUGCAGUAACACUCAACUGGCCAAAUCAUUAUUGAAAAAGGCAAUGGCUUGUUACAUAUUUUUUUUUUCUUUCUCUAACUACAUAUUUAAAUAUUAAGAAAAUUGAUAAGUGAAUGCUGUUUACAAUGAUUUUAGCAGAAGGAUUGUUGACUCACCGUGUGCCUUCUGCUAGUAUUGUUGUUAAUUUCUCAAUGUGUUGCUUCUGUAAAUAUUAAAUUUGUUUCUUCUGGUUUUUCUUAAUUCCCCCCCCCCCCUUACACAUUACAGAAUAGUUUUCUCUUUUUCUGUAACAAUAUACUGGUGUGUUAUUUCAGGGGGCUUUCUUCUGUUGGAGAACCCAAAAGGGGAUUCCAUAGCUAGCCUUCGUGAGCUAAAAAAUGCUGUCUGUGGGAUAUUCAAACUGCAGACUACCCAGCUGACCAUUUAUAAUGGGACUAAAGGUAGGUAAUGAUAUAAACGUUAACAUGACUAACGUUCCCACCUGUCAUUCUUUUUAUUUGCUUGACCAGAUCCAGUUUUUCUAAUACCUUCAUUUACCUUUUGGCCCAUACAUCCAAAGAUAAUUAGAAUUAAAUUUACCUUUUGGCCCAUACAUCCAAAGAUAACUAGAAUUAAAUUUUCUUUACAGCAAGUCUUUGUCUAUGAUUUACUUGUCAUAAACAUGAUUGGAGAGAGGUUCUAUUUAUGCACAACUUUUGUGUUUUCACCUAUCCUUCUAUAAAUUAUUGUUGUUAUUCUUGGCAUAUAUGUAACAUCGAGAGAUCCCGCUGUGCUCUAUAAUUUAAAUAUGGGGAUAAAACCGCAAAUAAGAAAUGAGAAUGAAGAGGGAGGUGAAUAAACAUGUCUUUGUGGUGUUCCAGAGCUGCUUGAUGUCAACCUGCAGAGCUUGAAUGGGAAGACUCUAUAUAUUACAUCUGGAUCUCCCUCAGAUAUGUCUAAACUAGGAAGCCCAGUUGUCUGCCAGUAUGUGAACCUAAGCCUUCUGGACACGGAUAAGCAAGGUAAAGCAGAGAAUGCUACACACAGUUUCCAUUUGGAUAGAUUGGAGGUAUAAUAAGCAUAUAAUGAUUAUCUAUACAUGGUCUCUUUCUCAGGGACACUGCUUUUAGAAAAUCCCGUUGGCCAGAAUGGUCUGACUUACACAGGGCUUCUCCAUGAAGUAGCUAAAGUUUUUGGGCUCCGGAGCCGACGGUUCAGACUGUUCUUUGAUAGAGCACUGAAUGAAGGUGAGUAGGAAAAUGUGAUCAUCUAUACUUGAUCAGCAUAGCCAUGCUAUGCACAUCUGCAGCUUACAUCUGUCUCUAAAGAGAGCUCAACUCAAGUUGGACAAAUUCCAAGAAGCCUGCUGUUUUUAAACAUAGCUAUAGUUCUAAGCAACUUUUCAGAGCUGAGAGCACACAUUGUGGUUUCAAGCGAUUUUGGCAAAGUUGUGAUGGUGCUUAGAGGAAUCUUUAAGUUUAAAGGUACCAUUUUUUUUUCAUUGUUUACAAUUUGUUUUCCAUGUGCAAAUGCUGAGUUUCUUAACACUUUCUUUUCCGUAACGUGCACUUUCAUAUUUGCUGUAUAAAUCUUAGUAUAAAGCCAUUUUUUUUCAUCCCCCCCCCCCAGAAAUAAAUUUCUCUUCCAAGUGCCGCACUGUUCUUCUGUAUCCCUGCAGAAUGCCUGAAAAUAGCAGAGGGAGGGCUGUAUUUACCUAGAACAGGGUAUAUAGAUUAUUGGCAGUCUGCUGUAACAGCUUGCUAAGUCGUGUAUAGUAUAAAUCGUUGGUCUAAUUGUACCUAAUGUACAUGGCACUAUGCCCACUUAUAGUCAUUCAUUUUAUAUUCCUUUCGCAGUUCCCAUAAACUGCAUACAUAAAAAUGCUAUUGUAUUUUUAUUAUUUAGUCAUUAUUUUUUUUCCGCUCCUACUUUAUUUGGUGAAUGUUAUUUCUCCUUGAAAGCCAAUAUUGCAUACUCUAACUGAAAUACUGCAAGAUAAGUUAUACUAUAUAUUCUCGAACAUCUUUUAUUUAAUCUGAAUGGGUUUUUAACCCCUUAAGGACCAAACUUCUGGAAUAAAAGGGAAUCAUGACUGUCACACAUGUCAUGUGUCCUUAAGGGGUUAAAGGAUGAACGAAUAGUUAAAAACAAAUAGUUGUGUAAAAUUACGAGAGCUCAGUACACAGAACACCAGCUGCCGUAUUUCAGAAUCACAGAAAGGUCAACUAAGUCUUCCAUCUUUCCAGGUCAAGAAAAUGAAUACAACUGAGUUAUGUAAUAUAGUCUGUGAUCUUACAAUCUGCAUGUUUGUCAAAUGUGUUUUCAUAACUCCGUAGUCUGUAUACAAAAGUUAUUUUUACCCUAGGUUUCAUGUUCUAGCGAUACAUUUCUUGGCAAAGCCAGAUUCCUAAAAAAAAUAUAUAAUUUAAGUGAUGGUCUAUAUAUGUGUUUGUAUUUAUAGAUACUUGGUCUUCAAGGGGCACUCGGCACCAUAACCCCACCCUUUUUUUUUUUUUUUUUUUUGGGUGUCUUCCUGGCACCCAGAACGAGCAACCGUUCAACCUAACAGCCUAGGUUGUCACCCGGUCAUUGCUGUUCAGUUUGGAUGGAAUUGCAUUUGAUAAUGCAGGGUAGUUUACGCAUUAUUUGUGCAGCUGGGGUGGGUUGUGUGUGCAAGGGAAGGCCAUGGUUGGUUGUGUUGUUUUAAUAUUUUUUUCAUUUUAUGCUGAUUAAAAAGAGUUUCAUAAAAAAUAAAUUAAAACGGAUACUCCACCAUUAUACUUACAGCUGUGCUGAGUUGGUUGAGGUGCUCCCUAGGUUAAAAACUACAAAUAUGACUGCUGCACUGAAUGUGUAUCCAUGUGCUGUUAAAUGCUCCGUGGAGCAUCUCACAAUGCUUCGUGUGUAUCUCAGACUUUGUGGGGUGCUGUAUAUAGAAUUUUGGGGUGGUAGAUUCAUUACGCACAUUGCCGGUCCUCAGACAAGUAGAUCAUUAACACCUUAAUUUGGAUUGGCAUGAAAUAGGAUUUUUCCUAAUCCCUUGUCAUGCUGAUCGCAUCUAUACAUUAGCUGCCAAUUUAACAAUGCAAAAACAUUGUGUAUGUAAAGGAAGCUGACCCUGAGAUAUAUGUGUGUGUGUUGAAGUAUGAACAUUCCUAGUUAUAUACAUUGUGUAGGAGACAGACCUAAGCUUUAACUUUAGCAUCAUACUAGGGUGUCCUACCCUUCUCUGUGCUUUGUAUAUAGGACAGUUCCCUCUGGUGUGCUUAUAAAGAGGAAGAGCUUUGUCAGAUACUCUACAUUUUGCAUGUGUCAUUCAGCAUGUAUCAGCAAUAUCCCCUCCUUUUAUUCAGGCUGGCUUUAGAGUGUUAGUGUAUAAUGCAUAGCUGUCACUUAUCAACAUAUGGUUUCAUGCUUGACACGAAGUCUUUGUGCGGAGUGAGACACAUUGAGGGGAUGCCGAAUCUGCCGAUGCUAUAAAAAACAUCUUUGCAAUAUGUGUAUUUCAUUUUCAGGGGCGGAAUUCAAUUACUGCCAUUGGAGUUCCCAUCCAAAGUGCAAUUGCUAGAAUGAAAUACAUCUUUCCAAUUCCAAUCUUUCUUAGUUUUUAGCAACUAUCUCUAGUAAUGUUUACCUUUACACAUUUUACUUCUAGUAACAAUUUGUACAAUUCACAAAUUGCGUACUUAUAAUCUUUAACUCCUUAAGGUCUGAAAACAAAAUUAUUCCUGUCAAAAUAGAACAUACCAUUAAUUUAAUGUAUCUAUAGAUAUGCAAAUGCUAAAUAAGCUGGUCAUGCCAUAAAGUGUUUAGGGACUCAUUUGUGACAACGACCUGAAAUGUUAUUGGUUGAUUACUAUUGAAAAGCAUAAAAUGUAAGAGCGCACCAAGAUAUUAAAUAACUCAAAUCACACUUUAUAAUCAAUACACACACACUGUAGUACUGAGCACCAUAAACAAGAAAUGAUAUUAUGUAUACAUAGUAACCUUAAAAAGUGUUACAAUUCAUUCCAAAGUUGCUGAAAGCAACAAGGAAAUAAAUGCAAAUAUAGUCCGUAAUAAGACACUAGCAACGCUUCAAAUUAGCUGAAAACAAGUGCCGAUAAGCAAAGGGGUUUAUCUCUUAAAUGUUCAAAUGCUCUCUGCAUAUAAGAUAUAACACAACCAAUAAAGGGGGUGUUACACCUAAAAGGAACACGCUCAGUAUACAUAAGCUAAAAUAUCAAACACUGUAAUGCAAAACAUGAAUAAAUGAACUGUUCACACAAAUUGAAACUCAGUCAGUGGCCAGAGAAAGAUGAAAAUGGCUUAGCACCGACAAUACCUAUCCAUUGUGGGGCCCUCACUACGGAUACAAAAUGUGUAGAAUAUAAAAUUACAAGGAUGCUGGAAUCCACAGUACCCAAUGAUGGAGCAGUCUAUUUAAGUUGCUCUUAUUCAAUUUUCUGUUUAUUUUUAAUUACCCACAGCUUUUCUGUUUGGUUAGUUACGAUGUAUAAAUGUAUAAUACAUGCAUUUGAUUGGGUAAUGGUUAAUACAUGCAUGACAAUUAGGGGUUUUAUUUAUAGGGGCACAGACAGCUGUAAGGGAUAACUAACUCCCAAUUCAGACACUAGUAUUCACUUAAAUAAAUAAGACAGUGGAGCUGCAUAAUAAUCCAAAACACCAAACUGGGAAUUGGAGAGAACUCUCAAAGGGGAUAAUGUUCUCCAACUCCACCAGUUUUCCAGCGUGAAUAUUUCACCCUAAAAUCUGCAGUUCUGUUUUAAUUUCUCUGAAAUAUAAUUUUUUGUUUUGUUUUUGUGUGUGUGAAUAUACAUUCACUGUUGGUUGAACAAUGUUUAUUUUCAAAUUACACAGAAAUAAUUUUCUUGUUCUUUUCCCCUUAGAAUUAUCACAAGGUGUUGCUCUGCCAAGCCUUAAUACAAAGACCCUUUAUGUCAAUGUCUUACCGACGACAGCAGAGUGCUAGCAAGCUCCUUCUACCAGAUAUCACAACUGCACACACGGAUCAAAGUGAAAUCAUCAACAGACUUUGAUUGGACUGAAUUCACCCUGGGGUUACAAUAGCCCUUUCUGCAUUUGUUGUGCUGUCACCCUUUUAGUGCCCUUAUAAUUCUUUGUCCAAGGAAAAGUUGAAUAACCACAUUUGUAUGUAUUUCAAUGCACCUGUUUGAAAUAUCGAUCUGUGAUAAGCGAUAGCUGAUGCCUAUUAAUAAUGUGGAGAAGUGUAUUUAUUAACCAAGGUGGUUUCUCCAUCUUCCAGGCAAAAUCUGUUGACUGCCAUUGCUUUGUUUUUUGGAUUUGAGGCAUUAUCUAGCAUGUGAAUGGGGAUACAUCUGAUAUUAAACUUUUUCAUGAAACGGUGGCUGUUUAUUGUUGUGACAGUGAUAAUCAGUUCAUAUUAC